GGCAGAAGGGCAGGAAGGUAUCAAGGGUGUGCCGGAACCAAUCGGGAGGCAGCAGGUAGCUUGUGAAUGGGGAAGGCUGGAGGAGGGAGGAGCCGCCGCGCGCUCAGCAGCGAGGCUUAAAGAAUCACAAUAAUAACACUUCCCCCCAAAAAAAUCGUACAAAAAGGGCGAGCGAUCGCAGGUGAUCGAGGCGAGCGAUCCUGGGGGAAGGCGAGACCGGGCGCUAGAGGCGGAGGGCGGGGCCUGGCUCAGGGAAACCCGAGUGGAGAGAAAGUAACUUUGCAAGGCGCGGCAUGGCAGCGGCAGUAGCGGAACGCCCGGGCAGGCUCUGCGGACGGGAGCCGCGGCUGUGAGCGCGCAAGCGGAGAGGGCUGCUCGCGGGGCCAGGCGGAAGGUUCCUUCCUGCGAGAUCGCGGCAGGCUGAGACCGAGGGACUUGGAGAGAGAAAAAACGCCCCGGGUUUUUAUAAUUUAAUUUAAUUUAAUUUAAUUAUUAUUACAAUCCGGGUUGCGCGAUUUGGCUUUGGAGUAGGAACCUGCGGCCGGCUUUCCUCUUUUCAUCGUCGUCCAGCCGGAUCAGGCUUCCUCCUCCUUCUCCUCCUCCUCCGGAGCCGGUCCGGUAACCGGGCAGCGUUCAAGGGAACGGGCGGGCGCCGCCGGAGCGCACAGCCAGGCGAGGCGAGCGCGCGCCGGAGCGCUCCAGCCGCGCGUCAUGGAGAGCGCGCACAGCUCGACGGCCGAGGAGGUGCUGCGGCGCUUCGGCGUGCGCGAAAGCUGCGGGCUGAGCGCGGAGCAGGUGCGGCGGAACCGGGAGAAGUACGGCGCCAACGGUGAGUCCUGUUGGGGUCGAAGCCGCCUCGCUCCCUACCGCCGGAGAACCGCGAUGCCAUCCAUGGUGGCUUUCAGAACGGCGAUGUCAUCAGGACGGGUUUGGGGAUUGGAGUCAGGGUUAGCCCUACUCAGAGUAGACCCAUUGAAACCUAUGGUUUCAGGUCGCAGCCACGCCAUGCAGUCAAAGCGCUCUGCACCGGGCAUGGCUCGCCCCCUCCCCAAAAAAGAAUCCUGGGAACUGUAGUUUUUAAGGGUGCUGAGAAUGGCAGCAUCCUUCAACUACAGUUCCCAGGAUCCUUGGGGCAGGGGAGGCAUGACUGACUGUGGUGUAAGAGUGCUUUUGGAUGGGUCCUACCGAUUUCUAUGGGUCUGCUCUUGGUUGCAGGGAUGCCAACUUGAAUAACAUAGGGGGGGACAGGUAAGCCUCCCGCUGCAUAAUCAUCUCAUGAUGUGGCACAUACACACCAUUUGAAUGACAAUGUCCAUCGACUUUGAGGGCCCCAGCUCCCUCAAAUAUUACGUUGGGGGGCAAAGGGACCUCAUCCGCUGCAAGUUGGCUCUUAUGCUGUUUGGGUGCAACCCUUUGUUUUCCACAUAGUGGGCUACCUUGAAAGGGGCCCACCUAAACAGAGAGUUUAUAACAGGGUGUGUGAUCUGGGAUAAGAGAGGUACUUUUAAUGGUUGGGUGUCCUGUGGGGUUUAUGUGAGGCUGGAGAGGGUGGCUCUGUGGGGCAUGGGAGUGCCAUCCAGUUUGGGCAGUGGGUGGUAGGAUCCUGAAGCCAAAGGUGACUGGGCAGAGAGAGAGAGAGAGAGAGAGAGACAGAAAAGUGCAAUCGCCAAGAACCGCAGCCACUCCUUGUAGCUGCCCGAGAGCAGCACCAUGAAGACAAGAACCCUCUGCCCUUUCUUUCAGAGAUAGACUGCCCCUAAGCAUGCUAGUUCCAUUGCGAUGCUGCAACGGACAGCCAUUAAUUGGAUCCCUCCUCUGGGGACUUUUGUCUGAUCAGUUUUAAAAUAAGCACUCAAAGAGGAGCCCUGCUGCUAGAGCAAACCACAGGUUCCAUUUGGCUGAGCAGCCUCCUUCCGUAGAAGUCGGCACAAGGCUUCCGGGAUGUCUGCAAAAGCAGCCUUUUGCUCCCCUUUGUAUUUGCCCCUAGUAAUCUUACAGUUGCAGCGGAAUGCCCUGGACCCUGGAAGCUCCAUUGAGAGAGCUCCGAAAUGGCAGCUUUCAUGCUUGGAGGGGGAAGAGGAGCGACUGAUUUAUUAUUUUUAAAUGUUGCUUCAGAGGAUAAAUUGAGGUUAGGUUUGAAGACUGUGGCAGGGUGGCGGGUCAGAGAUUAUUUGGGCAUGAAAGGCAAGGCUUGCACCGGCCAUUGGUUACAGACCAUAGUGGUCUGACUGCCCGGUCAAGGAAGAACUGGCUGGGCCCUGGGCAGGCCCUGGAAAACUGCUUUGCUUAGCAGUUACCUGGAAGGUGAAUCAUAGAAUCGUGGAGCUGGAAGAUGCCCCAAAGGUCAUCUAGCCCAGUACCUUGCCAUGAGAAGUGCUUGGAGCUGCGAUUGUGAAUCUGGUCAGGCCUGGGCCAGGGAGGGAGAGCAGGGAGCGGACACCUGGAUUUGCAGAGGGCAGAACACCUGGUUUGACUACUGGAAAGGAUGCAGUUCUGAGCAUCUGACGGGGUGGUGACCUAGGUUUUUGGGGAACUGCUCUGUGUUGGGACUUGGCUGGGGGUUGAUGUGUCUGUUGAUGAAUGGUGUGGGUGAAUUUUGGGGUGCAGGUGACCUGAAAGAGGCUUCUGGAGGGGGAUUUGGGUCACAGAGUAAACACAGGAACAUUAGCAAGCUGCUUUCUGUACCGGAUCAGUACCCUUGGUCUGUGUGUGCCUGAACCCAUCUAGCUGGGUGUUCCCUACACUGACUGGCAGCAGCUCCCUAGGGUUUUGUGUAGGUAGUAGUCUUCUCAUCCCUGCUUGGAGCUGCUGAAAGGAAUGGAAAUUGGGACUUUAGGCAUGAAAAGCAGAUGUCCUGCCACGGAGCCUUGACCCUUCCAACAUUCCAGCACAGACUUACAGAGUUGAAAGGGACCCUGAGGGUUCCCAGCAUUCAAACCCCGACUCAGCCAUGAAGCUCACUGGGUGACCUUGGGGCCAAGCAAGCACUACCGCUCUGUCUAACCUACCUCACAGGGGGGGGGGUUGUGGGGAUUAAAUGAAGGCAGGGAAGAACAAUGUUGGGGACCAUGAACUUCUUGGAAGAAAGACGGUAUAUCCUUUAUUUAGUUAUUGCAUUUAUAUCCCACCCAUUUCUUCAAGGAGCACAAGGUAGAGCACAUGCUUCUCCUCUUCCUCAUUUAAUCCCCACAACAACCCUGUGAGGUAGGUUUGGCUGAGAGGCAGAGCCUGGCCCAGGGUUAGCCAGUGAGCUUCAUGGCUGAGUGGGGAUUUGAACCCUGGUCUCCCAGGUCAUUGUCCGACACUCUAACCACUGUGCUACACCAGCUCUCCAUUCAUGCAGUGAAUAUUCAGGGUGGAGUGUGCAGGAGCCAGGAUUGGCAGAGGUGUCGUGGAUCAAGGAGUGUACUGAUUCAGGCUAUCACCCCACGUCUCACAGUAUUGACCACUCUAGAGGGAGCCAUUGUGAUCUAGAUCAGACUUUCUUAACCCUGGUUCCCCAGAGGUUGUUGGACUACAACUCCCAUCAUUCAUGACAACUGGUCUUGUUAGCUAGGGAUAAUGGGAGCUGUAGUCCAAAAAAUAGCUAGAGACCCAAGUUUGGGGAAACACUGCUCUAGGUGGUUCUUGCCGUCAGGCUGGUGCUCUCUUAGAUGUUGCUGGACCAGGCAUCCCCAAACUCGGCCCUCCAGCUGUUUUGGGACUACAGUUCCCAUCACCCCUGACCACUGGUCCUUUUAGCUAGGGAUGAUGGGAGUUGUAGUCCCAAAACAGCUGGAGGGCUGAGUUUGGGGAUGCCUGUGCUGGACUCUCAUCUCCCUGCCAGAGUGGCCAGUUGCCAGAGAGGAUGAUGGGAGUUGUAGUCCAAAGCAUCUAGAGGGGAAUGACUGACUUGGAAAUAAGGCCCACUGGGCUACUACGUUCUUUGGUAGCUACUCCCUCUAACCCAGGACUGAUGAUUAUCAUCCCUCCCAAACCUUGCAGGCCAAUGUUGGCAGGUGGGCAGGACCACCCACCUGUCAGUCAUCUGAUACUUUGAUUGUGCCAGGUGAAUGGCAGGUGCCCUGUCCAUCUGCCAGACCUGGCCUACGAAGGUGGGAAGAUAGUGACAGGGGGAUGGCUUGACUUUCCAGGUGGGUGAGAGUUCCAUAAGAUUUAUUAUUCUUAUUAUUAAGAUGGUGCAUGCAGCUUGCAGGCUUCAGCCUGGCAGGAGCCAGCUGCAAAUUAUUGCAUCGAUUCUUGUGGGUGGAGUCCCUCCCCCCUUCCUCUCCAAUCCCAAUUAACCUCCAUCUCCAGGGCUCAGUCAUGCUUAAUGACAUCACUGGAGCUUGCCUCCUGUGAGAUCAAAAGGGGCUGCCCCUAGGUCUCAGGUCUGAGCCGUGAAAUCUCAGGGUCCUGAUCUAGCAACUCUAGUAUUUUACUUGGAUGCAAUGUUCACUAUUGUAUGUUCACUAUUGUAUUGUAUUGUAUUGUAUGUUCGCUAUUGUAUUGUUCCUCACCUCUGCUGCAGAUAGCUCAGAUGGUAAGAGCACGAGACUCUUAAUCUCAUGGUUGUGGGUUCGAGCCCCACGUUGGGCAAAAAGAUUCCUGCAUUGCAGGGGGUUGGACUAGAUGACCCUCGGGUCCCUUCCAACCUUACGAUUUUAUGAUGCUCACGGAUAAGAGACCUGUGACCUUUGUUUCCUGCGGGCGCCACCUUUCCCCCGAGACAAUAAGAUUUGGUUAUCCCUACACAAAGAAGGGUGGAACUUGACACUGAGCCUCAGAACACAACCACACCUGAGUCAAUAUUUAUCUGAUUAGAAGAAAGCUCAUUGGAAAGUCCUUAUGCAGCCCAACCAAUAUUUGCAUAUGCAAAUAGCUUUGAUGAAGCUGAAAUGAAGUGUGUGUGUUGGAAAAUGGCAAAAGUUGGAGGAUGGGUUGUGCCAGGUUGUUGGGUGUUUUUUUUUAAAGGCAAUUAAUUUAAAAAAAAUAAAUUGUAAAACUAAAUUGAGUUUCAGAAGCAAUUUGUGAUCAUCUGCGCAGCCUAUUUUUAGAGGAUGCAUAUUUGUCUCUCUGUGUGUGUUCUUUUAAAGGCUACUUAUUGUCGGUGGGUAGAACGGAGGGGAGCCUGUUGUAGUUCUGCAGCAAAGCCCUUUCUUGCAACGCUCUCUGGAUUAUAGAAUUGUUGGGUUGGAAGGGAACCCAAGAGUCAUUUAGUCUAACCCCCUUAAAUGCAGGAAUCACGACUAAAGCAUCCAUGACUGAUGGCCGUCCAAGCUCUACUUUUAAAAACCUCCAAUGAAGGAGAGUCUGCCACCUUCCGAGGUAGACCAUUCCAUUAUAGAACGGCUCUCGCCGGCAGAAAGUUCUUCCUGAUGUUUAGUCGGAAUCUCCGUUCUUGUAAAUUUGGAGGGCAUGGCCAGCCCUAGUGUUGCAUGGAGUGAGGCAGCUGCCUCGGGUGGCAGAUACUGAGACGGAACUCAGCUGGGCAUCCUAUGCAGCCUUCUCUUUGCUAGCCUUCUGUCCUUGGGUGCCAUAGAGGAUGCUAAUUCGUCUUCAGCGUUAAGACUCAGCUGCCCAAGGGGGAAGCACCAUUUUGACAUGUGCUUCGGACUGCAAAAUGUCUUGGGCCAACUCUGCUGAAUGGCUUUGAUCAGGCACUGUCAACCUUCCUGCACCCAGGGCUACACUUGCAAACCAGAAAAACUGUUGUGGGCACCCCAUACCUAGAGGCACACACUGCAACCUGUUCUUUCAAGCCUGAGUUGACCCUUUGGGUGUCAAGGAACAGUGUUAGAAACUCAGAUAUAUAAGUUAACUCAGGGGUCAGCAAACACUUUCAGCAGGGGGCCGGUCCACUGUUCCUCAGACCUUGUGGGGGGGCCGGACUAUAUAUUUUUUGGGUGAGUGGGGGAAAAUGAACGAAUUCCUAUGCCCCACAAAUAGCCCAGAGAUGCAUUUAAAAUAAAAGGACACAUUCUACUCAUGUAAAAACAUGCUGAUUCCUGGACCGUCCGCAGGCCGGACUGAGAAGGUGAUUGGGCCAAAUCCGGCCCCCGGGCCUUAGUUUGCCUACCCAUGAGUCAACUGCCAAAACACACCUUAAACAUAGCUUAUGGUGGCCACAAUGGUAUGUCUAGGCGCCAUUCCCCCUCUCCCAGUGGAGAUUGUUAUUGUAAUUAUUCUUUUUCAUUUCAUUUCUAUACUGCAUUAUAUUUUAAAGAAAAUAUAUGGGAUAUCUAUUCAGUAAGUAAGCUCUUCUCCUUACCUGCUUAAGAAAACUGGAGGGGCCAGCCAGGUGGAGAUGUCAGUCACCAAGCUAGCAUCCAGAGAUCUCUAGGUGGUCACAACUGGACCUGCGCCAGUCACAAGACGAGCCUGGCGCCUGGCUAUUUUCGAACACUGUUGGGGAAGACCUCUCUGGCCAGCUUGUGCACCGAAAGGCAUCUUUCCGCUGACCAGCUUGGCGGAUCCUGAACUCGCGCCCACCUCUGGCUUCUUUACAGACUCAAGGGAUGGCUUUGGAGGUUGAAGGUGAUCAACGGCUGCCAUCUGGUGAUCUCUUACUAGGCGCUGCUGGACUUUGCGAGUCCUAGUUCUGAGCAAGCAUGCAUAGGAUCGGGCUGGGUGCGAGUUAACCAGCCCUUCAGGAUCAGGAAUCUUCUGCCACAGGUGCUCUUGGCAGUUCCGCAGGAAAUCAGGAGGGAUUGAGCACAAGGUGAUCUGCAAGGCGAAUGCACUCUAAACUUCCUAGCCAACAGUAUCGGAAGCUGCCUUGAACUGAGUCGGAGUGUUCGCUCUUUUCAGACAAGGGACAUUCCCAGUCCUACCAGGAAACGCAGGGGAUUCAUCUUAGGUCCUUCUGCAUGCAAAGGUCUACCACUCAUCUGCCACUGAGCUACAGCUCUGUGGGUAUAGAUGGAGAACGCCGAGACCCUACAAAUCUUUGGCGUUCAAUUGAGCCUUUGGUUUAUAAUAGCACAUUGCAUUUUAUUAAAUCAGGGGUGGAGAACCCGCACCCCACCAGAUGUUGCUAAACUCCAUCACUGACCAGUGACCAUGCUGGCUGGGGCUGAGGGAGCUGGGAGCCGCCAACAUCUGGAAGUCACCAGGGCUGGCAACCCCUGGAAGAAAAACUGCUGCGUUUUGUUGGGUGGCUAGAAGAAACUGAAACUGGAAACCCUUCUUGACUGUGUAGAGAAAUGGGGAAGAGUAUCUGCUUUGCAUGUGAAAGGUCCAGGUUCAAUCCCUGGUAUUCGUCGGGAAGGACUGGGGAAACCCAUUGGAAACGCUGGAAAGCUGUUGCCAGCCAGUGUUGACAGCACUGAGCUUGAUGGACCAAUUGUCUUCAGAGCCAGUGUGGUAUAGCUGUUAACAUAUAGGGCCUGGGAGACCAGGGUCCUCACUCAGCCACGAAGCUCAUAGGAAAGUCACAGCCUCUCUGCCUAGCCUACCUCACAGGGCUGUUGUGAGCAGGAGAACUGUGUACACCAUCUUGAGGCCCUUGGCAGUGGUGGACUUUGGGCUUUCAAAUUUCAGCGGCACCCUGUGCAACUCUAAAACGCAAAUUGGCCGUGCUCCCCUAAUUCCGCCUCUGCUCUUGGAGGGAAGGUGGGUUAAGACUGUAACGAUUAGAAUAUGUGCCCCCAAAUGAUCAGUUGAACCUGUUACAAAUAUAUAUUAUUUUUUAUUUCUUUUUUUUAAUUACUUUUUUAUUCAAAAUUAAAACAAAACAUAUUAUCCAGAAAUAUAUCAUCCUUAUUUUCCCCCUUUUUUCCUCCCCCCCCCACAGAACCCACCCACCCCCCGACUUCCCUCAGUUCCAGUCUUUGAUUUCUCAAAAAAAUGCUGUUUUCUGCUUGUUACACAGUUGUAUAGAUCCUCAAACUAUUUAAGUAAUUAUUAUCAUUAAAAAGUUUGUGAAUGUUUAUUCAAAACCAGCCAAGGAGUCCAGUUCGCUUUGUUGCAUCUUCAAAUACUUUGUAAAGGGUUCCCAUUCAUCUUUAAAGUCACAGUUAUCCUUGUCCUGUAGCUUGUAUGUCAGUUUUACCAGUUCUGCGUAGUCCAUCAACUUUUCUUGCCAUGAUUCUUUAGCUGGGGUUUCUUCAGUCUUCCAUCCUUGUGCUAUUAAAACUCUCGUGGCCGUUGUCGCAUACAGGAAGAUGUUUUUCAGCUUUUUUGGCAUAUCUUUCCCUACAAUCCCUAAUAAAAAUGCUUCAGGUUUGUUAACAAAUGUUAAAUGGAACAUUUUCUUCAAUUCGUUAUAUAUCAUUUCUCAAAAUUUUUUAAUUACCUUACAAUCCCACCACAUAUGAUAAAAUGUCCCCUCCUUUUAUUUUUUAUUUCUUUAACGUGGUUAUGUCCUGCUUUUCCUCCAGGGAGCUCAAGGUGGCAUGCAUGGUUAUUUUCCUCCCCAUUUUAGCCUCACAGCAACCCUGUGAGGUAGGUUAGGCUGCCAGUUAACAUAAGAACAUACAUCUUUUUAAAAAGAAAUGCAAGUAAGGAGCUGGCCCUACCAUUAGGCAGAGUCAGGAAGACGCUUCAGGCAGCGGUGAGGUGAGCAGUGGCAGCAAGAUGUCAGAGGAGAGAGCUACAACACCUGCCCUGUCCAAACCUGUUGCUUAUGAGUGCGGCCAGAGUUCUUGUCCCAUCACCAGUGUUGAAGUAAGCUGUCACUGCCAGGGUACAGAGGUGCCAUCUUGGGCCCCACAGUGGAGGUGCUCAGCGCCGCAGUAUACCCCUGUGACAUCAUGCACGGUGUUUAGUGCAUGCCUCUGGCAUCACGUGUGCACUCUGAACAAACUACAACUCCCAGAAUUCCUGGGGGGAAGCUGUGAUGAGCUAAAGUGGUUUCAGAGUGCUUUAAGGAUAUGGUGCAGCCUUUUAGUGGUACAGUGGUACCUCUGGUUACGAACUUAAUUUGUACCGGAGGUCCGUUCUUAACCUGAAACCGUUCUUAACCUGAGGUACCACUUUAGCUAAUGGGGCCUCCCGCUGCCGCUGUGCGAUUUCUGUUCUCAUCCUGAGGUAAAGUCCUUAACCUGAGGUACUACUUCCGGGUUAGCGGAGUCUGUAACCCAAAGUGUUUGUAACCCAAGGUGUUUGUAACCCGAGGUACCAUUGUAUUUGGUCAUAAGCUGGACUGAGGCCACAGUGGCCAGGUAGGCUUCCUUAAUGAUUUGCUCCUUUUCCAUCCGACAAUGUGCAGAACGGCUUGUUUAUGAUGGAUGAUUUUGCCGUCAGAGCGGAGCCCAUUUAUAAAUUAACGGAACGCUGUUUCUUGGGAAUGGUAUUUAUUUGUAAUUCUAUAAUUAAAAGAAGGUUGUAGCUUGCUGCAUCCUGGAAGGCGUUCAGAGAUUGAGCGCAGCCAAAUUAAAGUGAAUCAUUCCUACGCUUUUUGGAGGCAGCUUCUUUGGAGACAGUCCAGUUGGUGGCGGUUUCUCCAAUCGAAACAAAAAAACCCACAUUGUUGUGAGAAAUUGGCCCUCUUCGUAAUCUUACGGUUGCUUAAAAAGAGGGAUGUGACCUUUUCCACAAAUGAACAACCAAGCUCCCAUCUACAAAGCAACUGUUUUUAAAGGCAUUCAUUGAAAUGUGGUUUCGGGUUAGGACUGCAGAGUCCUGGGUUCAAAUCCUACUUUGGCCCAGAGUCUUUGGAUGAGUCUCCAACCUGCCAGCUAAGAUUUUCUUUGGACACUCUGUUGGCGGUUUUGUUUUUGUGAGGUGCCUAGUGGCCACCCCCACCACGAAAGUUCACUGAGAGGGGGACAAAGCAUUGUUCCCAGUGGAGUUCUGAAAGAAAAAAUGGCUGCCACAGCUACCUCAUGCAGAGCCACUACCAAUAAGUCUCCACUUCUGUCCCCCUCAAAAAAUAGCUGAAAUGCACCCCCUCAGUGUGUGAGCAUGUUUUGACUUUUUUUCUUAAAUGAGGUUGUGAAUUAACUUGUGUUGAUUGUUUUAAUUAUAGUGGGCAGUGUUCUUGGUUAUCAAUUGGAAGAGCAGUAUAUAUAUAUAUAUAUAUAAUAAAUAUUUGCUCCUUGUCGAUGGGAUCAGGGAGGGACUUUGGUAAUCUUUCGUAAUAUGAUACCCUUUGUAAGCCCAAACUUUGUAGUAUUUUAGGUAGGGUUUGAAAUCAGCAGGGCACCAGGCACAUUUUGCACCUAAAGAUUCUCCAUUUGCGAGCAACGUCUGGGUGCUCAGUGAUUACUGAAAUAAUGUAUGUGCUUUGAAGCCUCAAAGUAUAUGUUAAGGAUAGGCAACAUGUCAAGGAGUUUAACAAUAAAGAGUAGAGUGUUUUGAAAACUGAAGCAUGGUGCCAUUAUUUUUAUUGGAAACACCAAAUUAAACAUGUAUUAACAAUUUCUGCUAAAAAUGUGUCACUUAUGUGAAUUGUGUGUUAGUUCGUGUUUAUCAAAAUAAUAAAUGAAAAUUGUUGCCACAUGGCAACUAGACAAUCUGUUUUGGCGCCCACAACCCAGGUCUCAGGAGCCAUUUGGCUCCUAGCUCUUCUAUCCCAGUUUCUAACACUGAUUUUAGGGGAAUGAGGGCCUCCUAACAGCUUUCAGCACCCUUAUUUUUUAAUUUCAUUUCACAAAACGUAAAUACUGCUCGGUUGUAUUUACCUUUAAGAAACUACAGUUUCCAGGUUCUUUGGGGGAAAGCCACGACUCUUGAAAGUUGCUAUAUGGUGCUUUAAAUGCACGCUGUGAGAGGGGGCCUUAAGGCACCUUCCUGAGUAAAGAAACUGCCUGCAUUUCAAGGCAGUUAUGAGGGAGGAAAGGGAUAAAUAAUAAAUUCUGCCCUGGGGGGCAGAUAGAUAUGCUGGUGCUUUGUUAUUCCAGGGAAUAGAUGUCUUUGUGGGGCCGGUUUGUGGGGUGCUUUUGCAGCUCCAUGUCCCAAAUAGGAGGGGCAGCUCUCAUGAUAUACUUCUCUUCUGUAAGAUGCUGCUUCUCCAGGAGUGAAUGUUGAAUCCAUGGGCUCCAUCUACUUUCCUGCCCGUAGGACAAAAACUUGAGUCAUAAUCCCAUUUCUGGCUGUUGUUCCCAGUUUUCUUUUAGUGGGGUGAUGCCAGUGGUUCUGUUUCCCACCUCAUGGCGGUAGUCCCCAUCAGUGGCGGACCUUGGUGUGUGUGGGGGUCCUCUAAUUUCAGUGGCAGCCUGUGCAGCACCAAAAAUUGGCACCUACUUGCCUCUCACUUUCCAUUCUGCCUUAUAGCUGUGGCACCCUUGUGGCACAUGUGAUCCCAAAGGUCCGCACUCAGAGCAGCCACGCCGGUUGUGCUCUCCUAAAUCUGCCUUUGCCCUCAUUGAAUUGCUUGCAGGUGACCCUUUCAGAUUGGUUUGGCCCCCCCCUUUAAAACAGCCCCUUCAUUUGGGUUGCUCGAAAUGGGGAAAAUGCAAGUGAAUAUGCAAGGUUCAUUUUCUCGCAUUUGCUCUUGCUUCUGUGUUCGUGGGACGUAGAAUCGCCUGCCCACCCCAAUCUUGGAGCAGUGUGAGAUUCCAGGCAUUUACCUGGGGUUCACGUUUCCUUUUGGGAAUGAGGCACAGCGAAGACUGUGGCGUCUUUAGGAUUUAUGGUUUAUUGACACAUCUAUGCAACCUGAAGCUGAGGCUCCAAUGCAGGCAUAGGCAAACUUGGCCCUCCAGAUGUUUUGGGACUACAACUCCCAUCAUCCCUGACCACUGGUCCUGUUAGCUAGGGAUGGUAGGAGUUGUAGUCCCAAAACAUCUGGAGGGCUGAGUUUGUCUGUGCCUGCUCCAAUACUUUGGCCACCUCAUGAGAAGAGAAGACUCCCUGGAAAAGACCCUGAUGUUCGGAGAGACUGAGGGCACAAGGAGAAAGGGAUGACAGAGGACGAGAUGGUUGGACAGUGUUCUCAAAGCUACCAGCAUGAGUUUGACCAAACUGCAGGAGGCAGUGGAAGACAGGAGUGCCUGGUGUGCUCUGGUCCAUGGGGUCACGAAGAGUCGGACACGACUAAACGACUAAACAACAACAACAACAACAACAACAACAACAUGCAACCUGAGCCUGAGAUGGAGGGGUUUGUAGCAUUAACAACCCCAAAAGGUCUUGUUUCUCUUAUAGCCAGAAAUCAGACAUUGUGCUCUGGCUCUCUGGCUUUCCAUCCUCAGCUUUGCUUCUAGGUCACAUUGCAGACACUUUCAACUCUAAACUCAGGCUUAUGUCCUUUUCCCAUCUUAUAUAGAGACCCCUCUCUUUUGCUUUCUUCAUGGCCCAUCAAACUAGGUGAUUACCUGAACACCUGACUUGGUUACCUUCUAACACUUGCAGGUUCCAGGGAUAGAGUGUCUGGCACCCAGUUUAACACCCCAAGCCUUGAUUAAAUUCCAACACUUACUGGAUCCAGGGAUUUAUCGUGGUCUGGCACCCACAAACUCAUAACACUAGAAGAAUACAGUGGUGGGGCUGGAAGGGACCUCCCGGGGAGCCCUCCUUGUCAUUGGUGGGUGGGGCUAGAGGUAAAAGUGGGUGGAGCAAUAUACAGUAGGUCACAUUCCAGUCAUAGGAAAGUUCAGAGCCUUCUGCACACACACACACACACACACACACACAUCCCUCCAUGUUGGGCAAGACAGAGGCAUGAUAACAUUUCGGGAACUCUUCCCAGCAAGCAAAAACACUUGAAGAGGCAGGGCUUUCGAUGGGUGGCACCCGGGGAAGAGCCUCAAGGGAUGGAUAUGGAUGCUGGGGGGUGUGUGUGCAUUUGAGCUGUGGAAUAGAGGUUCUUUCCCCAGGAUUUGGAGGAAGACAGCUUUGUUUUGAAGGAUCUGGCAAGUUCACAGCCAGAUCUGCAAUGUGUAGAUUUGUUAAUCUCUCCUUUUUCUUUUUAAAAAGUGAUAAAUGGUUGCUAGGAAGAAAUUGUUUGCUUGUUGCAUAACCGUGUGUGUGUUCUGUACACACACACACACCGGCUUCCUGCUUCCAUUAUGCUUUUAUUAUUAUUAUUAUUAAGUGCCAGCUAAGCUUCAGAACAGCUUGAUCCGUAAAAUGUGCUGGGAGGGACAAGGCAGACCUUAGCAAAUUAGUUUGUAGACUUUCCAGAUUUUCUUCUGCUUUUGCAUCUUGUCUCGCCUUCUGAGAGCCAAACCCGAGGCUCUGCGGCAGAUGUGUGAACAGUCCUCUGGCGUUUUUUUACGCAGGAGAUCGAGCAGCGGGGAGGGCGGUGGAGGGGAGGGUAAGGCAAGUUGACCCUCUCUGACUUCUUUUUCUCCCAUGAGAGACAAGCGCACUGAACUUUCCUGGCCUUAUAACAACAAGAAAUGACACAGGUGCCCUCUUUCUAUUCAGGUAUUUAGCUUUCUGAUAUGGCAUUGGGGGAGAAAAGAGAAAUGCUUUUUUAAAAAUUUAAACAACUUCCUGACUCAUCCAGCUCAACUUUCUGUUCUUCAGCACAUCGCCCACCUUCCAGCCCCCGAUGCACACACUUAAAACUGUCUGAUUCAUAAACAUUCAGUCCGCCCCACCCCCUUCUCCCAAUCCUUUUUCCCUCUGGGGAAAUCCAGAUUACAUUCAAAAUGCCUUGGGUGCUUGAUAAUUUAAUUUAAGCAAGCCCUGAAUUUUGAAUUGGGGAAAGAUUUGCUUUCACUUUUUAAAGCCUGUUGGGCUGGCAGCAGCAGUGCAGCUAUAAACACGGGAAUUUGGAUAGAGGGCUGAGCUUCGUUUGGAGACGUACGAUGGGCUGUAGCUCAUACUUGAACAUGAGAAGAGCUUGCUGGAUCAGGCCAGUGGCCCAUCUAGUCGUCCAGCAUCCUGUUCUCACAGUGGCCAACCAGAUGCCUCUUCUGGGAAACCCGCAAGCAGGAUUCAAAGCAAGAGCAGUCUCUUCUCCUGGGGGCUGAGGUUCUGAUACUCACUUUUAAAAUAAAUCAGAAAAUGUCUUCACCCUGCUCUUUGAUCAGUAAGAUGCUCAAAGUGGUUAAUAUGACAUUAGAAAGAACUUCCUGAACGCAAGAGUUGUUUGACAGCAGACUCCCCUUUGUGGGAGGUUUUUAAGCAGAGGUUAGAUGGCCAUCUGCCAGGGAUUAUUUUGCGAUUCCUGCAUUGCCAGGGGUUGGACUAGAUGCCUCUUGAUGCCCCUUCCAGUUCUAUGAUUCUUUGGCCUCUGAUUUUGCAAAAGCUGCAUAGCCUUCAACGCCCUCUGUCUUGUCACUCUUGAAUCCUGAUGCAUCCCGGCCCACAAUUUCAACUGAUGCAUAGCAAUUACAGUGGUACCUCGGGUUACAGACACUUCAGGUUGCAGGUGCUUCAGGUUACAGACUCCGCUAACCCAGGAAUAGUAUCUCAGGUUAAGAACUUCAGGAUGAGAACAGAAAUUGUGCGGCGGCAGCGGGAGGCCCCAUUAGCUAAAGUGGUACCUCAGGUUAAGAACAGACUUCCAGAACAAAUUACCGGUAAGUUCUUAACCAGAGGUACCACUGUAUAUCCUGCUCUUCAGCUGGAAAGGCUCCCAAGGCAGCUUACAUCUCAACAAAAUACAGUGUGGUCCCUACCCUUGGGCUGAUCUAAGAAGGCAUGGCACAAAAGGAAAAUGGAAUGGGGAGGGAAGAGGAUAUGUCCAUUCUCUUUUAAAGCCAUCUAGGUUGGUGGCCACCCCUGACUCCUGCAAGAGUGAGUUCCAUAGUUCAACUGGCCGCUGUGUGAAGAAGGAUUUUCUUUUAUCUGUCCUGAAUCUUCCCACAUUCAGCUUCAUGCGAUGCCCACGGGUUCUUGCAGGGGAAACAUUUCCCUAUGCGCUUUCUCCACGCCACACAUAAUUCUGUGAACCUUUUUUGUGCCACUUCUCCCUGGCCUUUUCUCUAACAUAUGAUGUCCCGAACACCACGACCUUUCCUCAUAGCUGAGCUGCUCCAUCCCCUCAAUCAUUUUGAUUAUCCAUUUCUGGACCUUUCCCAACUCAAAUAGGAUAUUGUAGAGUCGGAAAAGGUUCAGAAAAGAGGGGGGGGGGGAACUGUGUAAAGAGAGACAGCUUGGCCAGUUAACCCCUCAAAAUAUAUACAGUGGUACCUCUGGUUACAUACGCUUCAGGGUACAUACGCUUCAGGUUACAGACUCUGCUAACCCAGAAAUAGUACCUCAGGUUAAGAACUUUGCUUCAGGAAGAGAACAGAAAUUGUGCUCCAUUGGCGCGGCAGCAGCAGGAGGCCCCAUUAGCUAAAGUGGUGCUUCGGGUUAAGAACAGUUUCAGGUUAAGUACGGACCUCCGGAACGAAUUAAGUGGUACCUCGGCUUAGAACUUAAUUCGUUCUGGAGGUCCGUUCUUAACCUGAAACUGUUCUUAACCUGAGGUACCACUUUAGCUAAUGGGGCCUCUCGCUGCUGCUGCACAAUUUUUGCUCCCAUCCUGAGGUAAAGUUCUUAACCUGAGGUACUAUUUCUGGGUUAGCGGAGUCUGUAACCUGAAGUGUCCGUAACCCGAGGUACCACUGUACCUCACUCUUUCUUUUCCUGCUGUGACGAUGUUAUGAAUAGAUCUUUCUUCAGAAACCCAUCCCUCAAAUGGGAGGCAUUGAUAUAAAGAGUGCAGUGAGCAUGACUUUCUGAAAGCAGCAUGAAAGAGAUAAACUUUGUGGCUGAGAGUGAGUUGACACAUGGGGCUGCUGGGGGUGCGUGUGUGCGGGGAGCGACUCUGCGGCUUCUCGGCUGUUUCCAUGACGCGCUCUCUGUGUUUGUGAGAUUCAUUCUUCCGUCGGAUUAAAGCCUCCCUAACCGUUUUCGCGAGAAGCUGCUGGGGCCGAGCUGGAGGGCUGCCAGCUGCUUCCCAGAUGGUGGAAAGCACGGGUCGUAUCCAAUAAUUGUUUCGUAAUCUGCACACACCCAUUGGCAUGGCUGGACGUUGCAAACCUGGUCUCCUAGGUUCUUCUCUGAAUGGUACAGUGGUACCUCAGGUUAAGAACUUAAUUUGUUCUGGAGGUCCGUUCUUAACCUGAAACUGUUCUUAACCUGAAGGACCACUUCAGCUAAUGGGGCCUCCCGCUGCCGCUGCACGAUUUCUGUUCUCAUCCUGAAGCAAAGUUCUUAACCUGAGGUACUAUUUCUGGGUUAGCGGAGUCUGUAACCUGAAGCGUCUGUAAUCUGAAGCGUCUGUAACCCGAGGUACCACUGUACUUAGGCAGUGUUUGCACCAUACACACGAGAAUUGCCGCAAGACAGCCUUUCAUCUCCACAGUUCCGUGGUUGGAAAAGAAAGAAAGAAAUUCUGCAUGGUUUCCGAAACAAAAAGCAGUCCAGGGAAGCGGGUUAAGAUGCUCUCUUUCCUGCCCUGCCACAGGGCGCACAGCUUUUUGAGGGAUGUUCGGCUACCCCCAAAAUAAAGUGGUAGCCAGCAUGGGAUGCAAGCGCCCCAUUAAUCUAUCUGCGUUGGGUUUUUAAGUUUUCACUUAAGUUCAACUUCCCCAUCCAUGCCCCCACCCACCCACUAAAUCAAAUAAAUACAUAAAAAUAUUUAAAUAAAAGUAGAAAGAAUCAUAAUAUUUGAAAUUCAAAUGCUCACUGCAUUGGGAGAAAAAAAGGGAGGAAUUUGAGAUGGAAGUGCUGAAAAGGUUUUCAGCAAAUCCAAGAAAUCUUGUUUUAGUUUAGAUUUUUCUAAAAUAAGAUAAAAAAAGGCAAGCCCUUUGAAAUUUUGCAAAAUAUACUUGUUAACUGCGUGAAAGGUAUUCCCUGAUGUUAAUUUUUUAUAUUUAGCUUCCUAGUUUUCAAAUGACGGAAGAUUUUUUAUUUCUCUGAGCGCUUGGGAUCAAAAGAAAGUAAUUUAAAACAACUGUUGUUGAUAAAUUGCAGUCCAAAAUCUUCCAGACAGAGCCAGACAGAGGAUGAUGGCAGGUGAGUGUCCUGCCGCACUCUCACAUAAGUCCUGGCUAUGCCCAUGUGGCCUCAUCGUUAAAUACGAAGGGGUGGUUCUUUGGCCGAAAGUAAGAGUUUAAAGGUAGGAAACAUUUUAAGGAGCAACUUGCAUAAACCUUGAUGACUUUUCACUGACUGAUGCCCACAAGUACCUCCUCGCCCAGGUCUUUGGCAAAGAAACAGCAUGAAUCACCCAAUCUGAAGCUGUCUGCCACCUGCUGCCAGCUCACCUUGUGUGUUUUUAAGCACCUUUUAAGGGUGCUUUAAUUCUGUAUAGAUAGUGGCUGUUUUAUUGCUCUGUUCCUGGGACCAGCUGGUGAAGGGCGGCUUAAAGAUACCUUAAACAAAUGUGCUGAUAACUGAAUGGUGCAGCAAGUCUGUUUCAAGUGGAGAUGAACAUUUGGACUUUUGUUUUAGGUGGUCCCCAAAUAAAGCCAUGCCUGGUGAGUCACAGGAACAGCACUUAACUACUUCUCCUAGUUGUGUUCCCCCUGCGCAUACCUUUGUAUACCAAGAAAAUUUUAAUAAAAAUAUUUUUUUAAAAAACAAAACCCACACGGGACACUUUCUUUCUUUCUUUCUGCUCAUCAAUAUGUUAACAUUGCAUGGAGCAAAAAAAGUAAACUAAGUCCAAAAGUUCUGUGGGAUGCUUUUUUUUUUGGUUAUGAAAAUGGUUGAAAUUUGGAGGCUAUACUACCAGGAAGGAAACAAUAAACUGGAAUGACUAUAUUGGAUGUUGGUGUAAUUUCUGCGGCAGUAAAGUAUACCUGGUAUUAGAAAUUAGCCAGGUACGUUUUGUGCCAGGAGCGGGUCCAGUUGUGACCAUGUGGAGAUCCCUGGAUGCCAAGUUGGCGACUGACAUCUCUAUCUGCAUGGCCUCUCCAGCUCUCUUAAGCAGGCAAGUGGAAAAGCUCAUUUUUUGCAUUUAUAUCCCACCUUUUUCUCCAGCGAGCACAUGGCUCACUCCCCUCCUUGGUUAAGCCCUUCAACGACCCUGUGAGGUAGGUUCAGAGGCUGUGACUGACUCCAAGGUCACCCAGUGAGCUUCCUGACUGAGUGGGGAUUCGAACCCUGAUCUCCUGGGUCCUAGUCCGACACUCUCACCAGUACACUACACUGGCUUCCUAGAGUGCAUCUGCUGUGGGGAAGCUCUAUAAAUUAAGCAAGCAAAUAAAUAAAUAUGGGGGGAGCAAAAUGUCACUUCGAGAAUGAUCUGAAAUAUUUUCCUUGAAGCUUGAAUUACAUUGUUGCAUUGCAGGGGGUUGGAUGAGAUGACCCUCGUGGUCCUUUCCAACUCUACAGUUCUGUGAUUCACUGAGGGGGUGGGGUGGGGAUGGACGCCAGUUCCAAGGGCCGUCUGGCGGUUCCCUCCCUGCAAGAAGUGAGGUUACAGGGAACCAGGCAGAGAGCCUUCUCGGUGGUGGCGCCCGCCCUGUGGAACGCCCUCCCAUCAGAUGUCAAGGAAAUAAACAACUAUCUGACUUUUAGAAGACAUCUGAAGGCAGCCCUGUUUAGGGAAGUUUUUAGUGUUUUAUGGUGUUUUUGAUAUUAUGUUGGGAGCCGCUCAGAGUGGCUGGGGAGACCCAGCCAGAUGGGCGGGGUAUAAGUAAUAAAUAUUAUUAUUUAUUUGGUUUUUUUUAUUAUAUCAGUGGACAUGUUACUCAGCUGGGUGAGCCAAUGUCCUGAAGUCCAUACGGGUCAUACAAUUUCAGCUUCUUCCCUUUUCUGUCUGGCGCUGACCUUUGUUGAGAAAUGUAAAUUAUGUCCUUCAGAAAAGAGCAAUGAGGAAAUGGGCUGGAGGCUAUUUGCUGGAAAUAUUUUUUGGUGUGCCAGGUGUGGCCAUCUUUGGGUGGGACGGACAUCUCUUUGACACAUGCUUGUGUCGGAUAACUGCGCCUGCCGAACAGCAUGUCCUUAGGAACUGUGCUUUGCAAAUGUCAAAACGCCACAUCGCCUGAGGGGCAGGAGUGAUGAUUGAGCCAGAUAGCAGGGGAGUGUGGGUCAGGGCGGCUGCACCCAUGACAAAUUGUGUGGAAGAGUGGACUUUCGCCGGUGCUAACUGGGUGUUACGCAGACUUUGGAGAGACAAACCUCCCUCUUCGCCACAGCUUUAAAAGCUCUCAAAGUGACUUGAUUUGGAUCUGAUGCAUGACAACUAGACUCAUCACAAAAUCAUUACUUUGAUUGAAUCUAUGCGCCCACCUUUUGCCAGUGGGCUGCCACAUAUCACAAAACAGAACCAAAGGAUUCUACAACAUAAAAAAGUCCAAAAUCAUUUGAUUCUAUCCAACUAUGUCUUUCCCACAGUAUACUCAUUGAAAUUAAUGGAGCUCAGAUAGACAUAGCUGUUAAUUUCAUUGGCUUUCUCCUCUCCUGAGGAGAAUGCAACUGAAUUAAAAUACACAUCUUCACAUUUUGUGUGUGUGUGUGAUUCAGGCAAUGUGCUUCAGUUUUAAACACCUUGGUAAAAAUACACAAUCAGUUAAGGCAGGGGAUCCCCAGCCUUUCUGAGGCCAGUUGAGUCAUUUGGAAUUUUUAGAAAGUUUUGUGGGCUCCAGCACAACACGCCUGUGGUGAGGAGGGUGUGUAGCAUAAUGCAAGUUGACUACCGUACGUCAAAAAGCAGGAAAAGGCCACAGUCACACUAUACUGCCACAACAAGAUGGCUACCCCAUGGAACUUGUUAUAUGCACACAAAUGAUCAUCUUGUUGCAAAAGCUAAAAUCUACUACCUAUUUUAGAUAGCUGUUUUUGUUUGCUUUCGACACUGCCUAAGAUAUUAUGGCCAAAUUUUGCAUGAUGGGUCCUGGGAUCAAGGAGCAACUUUUUGUUUGUUUGGAUGCAACUAGACACCAUUUUGAAUCAAGAUGGCGGACUGAACCUUUGAAAACUGCACAAUUUCCCCCCCUUAGGAUUCCCAAAUAAUGUCAGGUUAUGAGACUGCUGGUCUGAAUAUAUUUACUGUAUGCCCAUAAACCGUAGCAUCACCGUAUUAAAUAGCAACAAAUAACUUUUUAAAACAAAUAAUUAAAGGAAGCUUCAGGCGCCAUCAGCAAUUAAGCAAACCUAUUUUGCUCAUGUUGAUGCUCAGACAAAGAGACAUCUGCAGCUGCUAAUUAAACUGUUUAUAAGUAAUAAAAAAUAGUUAAUUAUCACAUUGAGAAUUGGCAGUAUGGUUCUUUCGGAAAUGUUUUGUUUACAAAUUAUUAUUAUCAUUGAUUUAUUAAUUGCCUUCUAAACCACCGUCUCAAAGAGAUUUACACAGAAGGUGCUGGGUAUUUCUAGCGAAGGCAGACACCUUGUCUAUAAUGGAACACUUUUCUGGAUUUAAUUUUUUUAAAAGUUUGAAAAGCUGUUGAUCAUACAAUGUUUCAAAAGGAGAACGUGGGGCAAAAUUAUUGUAGCUACUUCCUUGGCAGUGAAAAUUCAGAUCCUGUUUCCCCACUAUCACAAAAGUGCUUGCAGUUUAAAUAUGGUAUUUUCUUCUACCUCCCCUUUGUAAUAGCAGCUGUUCAGUGUUCAGAUUUGACCAAUUUGAAUACUCAAAGGGAACUUUUCUGUUAAGGUGAAAGACGACCCAUAGCCACACAUUUUUUUAGUUUUGUAUGGAGCGCUGUGAGUGGGCAGGUCAGGGAAUACUUGUCAGGAAGUCAGACAAGAACUUUAUUGUCUCUGUCUUCUGCAAGGACAGACACAACAAACGCCCAACUCCACCCACAUACAGUAAGUCCAGUGCCAUCUAGUGAUAAAAUGCUAUUAAUGACACUAUCCACCGAAAGCAUCAAUGAAACUUACGGUAAAUUUCUAAUUUUUGCCUGAACGAUGGAACAAUCUGUGAAAUAGGUCUGGAGGAAUGCCAUAUUGGUUAACUGCCACCUCCAGAUGUGAAAACUUGGGAAAAUACAGGUCUAUCCCUCUUUUGCUGCUGGAUGCAAAUGUCUUGGAAUCUGUUGUCAAUCGUGUGCAUAGUCCUCAGCCAAUGGCUAAAUAGCCUAGUCAGUAUCCUCUCAUGUUUUGUGACUAAACCUGUCUCUGGUCUCCAAACCACUGUAGGCAUAUCAUUACUCCAGAUGCACCCACUCAACCGCUUUGAAUGGCAGAUUUGGCACUCUUACAGGUGCCAUAUUAAUAACACCUGUUCAACGUUUGUAAGAGCUCAAUCUUUUAAUGUGGCAUCACCUGCACUUUGCAUGCAAGUUAUAAUCUGUUUUAAUUUCUAGUUUCAACUUUUUGAAAUUGUCGUUGUUCAUUCUUCCUGUUGAUAAUUUCAUUCUUACCGUAAUUUUAUUGCUCAACAACUUUGGCUGCCCCCACUAACAAAAAUCCUGGCUACGCCCAUGACCCUCUUUGAGUUUUACAGUCGAGCGGUGAAUACAUUUUAUGAAAUAAAUAAUGAAUAAAGGAGGUUCUCUAAAGGGGAAACAUCAGUCCGUUGUUUAGAAUCUUACGAACCUCUUAAAAAGGAAAGGAACCUAUAGAAACAUAUAAAUAGGAAAAGAAAGAGGAAACAAAACACUUUAAUAUAAAUGUUUUUAUUUGUGCAUUUAGAUCUGUAGACAAUUCAAAGAAAGAAAAUAGUAUGUAUUAUUUUAAAAACUUUUUAAUGAAAAGGAGGAACAGAAAAUAUAAAUUAGACACUCUGAUCAAUUGCAAAUUACCGUCUAAAUGUUUUGUAUUAGAUUUAAGUUGUUGUAAUUGACACAGUUCAGUGGCGCUGCCUGAGCAGCUUGCCUGGGAACACAGUUCUGCCUAUUAUCUCAAGAGCUAGCAAGCCUGACGUGUCUGGGUGUGACUCCACCCCUCCCCUUCUCUCUUGAAGAGAAAUGAGGUGUGACUCUAGCCACUGCAAGCAUUCUGCCCUGGAGGCUUCUUGCAUCUUCCUUUGUGGCUUGACAGCCUUUUAGCACCUGCUGGGCAAGAAAAACCUAAACAAAGCUGAUCUUGGUAUCUCUAUUUCUCCAAUGUGUGUGUUGGUGGUGUGGCACCCAGUCAGAUGGGCAGGGUACACAUACCGUAUUUUUUGCACCAUAACACUCACUUUUUUCCUCCUAGAAAGUAAGGGGAAAUGUCUGUGCAUGUUAUGGAGCGAAUGCUUACGGAUGGCGGGGGGAAUCUGCUGCAGUCAUGAGCAAAGGAUCCAUGGUUCCCCUUCCUUCCCUCCUCCGUGGCUCGCUUUGAAACAGCAAAGCAGGAGAAGAGCCGCUGAGUGGGGAGGAGAGAGGGACAGAGAGCCUGCUUGCUUUAAAGGAGCAAAGCGGGAGAGGAGAGGAGCCGCUUACACGAGUGUAAGCGGCUCCUGUCUGGUUGGCUCCUUUAAAGCAAGCAGGCUCUCUGUCCCUCUCUCCUCCCCACUCAGCUGGCUAAAUAGCAGCAAAGUUUUUCAGCGAGCCGGGGAGGAGGGAGAGAAGCAGAGCCUGCUUGCUUCUCUUAUACCCCUCUUCUGCAUUAUUAACAGCAUCCUUCUUCACCCACCCCACGCGUGUUCCUUGGCCCUUGAGUGCUUUUCCUUCCCUCCCCACUUAAAACGUGGUUAGAAAGCAUGGAUCCACAUGGAUCCUCAGGAUUUUUGCAUUGGGCUACCUCAAACUCACCGUCAGAUCACAUGUAUGUGGCCACAGCAUGAACCACAAAAAUCAUACAUCCACUGUUUCGUUUAGAAUAUUUUUUUUCUUGUUUUCCUCCUCUAAAAACUAUGUGCGUGUUAUGGUCGGGUGCGUGUUAUAGAGCGAAAAAUACGGUAAUUAAAAAGUUGUUGUUGUUGUUGUUGUUAAUUUAAAUCAGACAAUUUGAUUCCGUACAAUUGCAUCUUCCAAUCAAAUGGAGCUUUCCUGUUCAGCAGCAGUCUACCUCCCAAAUGCCUCUUCCUGCAGGGCAACAGCAGGAAAAACACUGCCACCUUUGUUUCCAGAUAGUGGGCUUCCUAGAAGCCUCUCUCUUUGGCCAACGGACUAAGAAGCCAGAUCCCGAGAAAGAUAGAAUAUAGAUAUAUGCCCCUCCCCUGCCUUAAAAAAAAAAGGUCAGAAAGGUUGCUGUCUUAUGCUAUCAGCAUCCAUGACACAAGAGCCAUUAGGCUGCUUUUGGUCUGGUUAUGGUUUGGUUUUUUCUUUUCUUUUUUACCUCUCCACCCAUUCUUUCCUUCCUGGAAAAGAAAAUACAGACCACUGAGAUAGCAAGUGCCUGAUUGUACUGAUUGGGUUUUGCAUGGGUAGCGAGAGUUACGUUUUUAUGCAAAACCGUACUCUCGAGGUACCACACUCUCAGGAAGUAGUUGGCAUACCAACAAGGCGGGAGGCGGGGGGGGGCAGGCUUUUUUGCUGCCUUGUUCAGAGGGGCCCUGCCCCCCACCUUCCCACCACGUUUCAUUUGCAAGGGUUUUUGCAAACCACGUAAAAAAGGAAGAAAGCCUGCAGCAGUCGGGACUCCUUAACUUAGCAAAAAGCAAGCCGGAAGUGACAUGACAGGAGUUUUUGAGCUAGUUUUGAGCUAUUUUUCACGAAAAUCGCCCAAAUCUGCACUACUCACAUGGGCUGCCAUAUGUCUGGAUUUUCCUGGACAUUUCAGCGAUUUCCGCCCGGACUCUGCUUAAUGGGGCUGAAUACGGGCUGUGUCUGGAAAAUUCCAGACCUAUGGCAACCCUAGUACCUCAUCCAUCUGCCUGGGUUGCCCCAGCCACUCUGGGCGGCUUCCAACAUAUAUAAAAACAUAAUAAAACAUGAGACUUCGAAAGGUUUCUCUCUACAGGACUGCUGUCAGAUGUCUUCUAAAAGUCAGGUACUGUGGUACUUCGGGUUACAGACACUUCAGGUUACAGAUGCUUCAGGUUACAGACUCCGCUAACCCAGAAAUAGUACCUCGGGUUAAGAACUUUGCUUCAGGAUAAGAACAGAAAUCGUGCUCCAGCAGUGCGGCGACAGCGGGAGGCCCCAUUAACUAAAGUGGUACCUCAGGUUAAGAACAGUUUCAGGUUAAGAACGGACCUCCAGAAUGAAUUAAGUUCUUAACCCGAGGGACCACUGUAGUUGUUUAUUUCCUUGACAUGGGAGGGCAUUCCACAGGGCGGGUGCCACUACCAAGAAGGCCCUCUGUGUGGUUCCCUGUAACCUCACUUCUCACAGGGAAGGAACUGCCAGAAGGCCUUUGGAGCUCAAUGUCGGGGCUGAGCUAUGGGGGCAGAGACGCUCCUUCAGGUAUACAGGGCCAAAGGUGUUUAGGACUUUAAAGGGCAGCACCAACACUUUGAAUUGUGUUUGGAAACAUACCGGGGGCCAAUAUAGGUCUUUCAGGACUGGUGUUAUAUGGCCCUGGCAGCCACUCCCAGUCACCAGUCUAGCUGCCGCAUUCUGGAUUAGUUAUAGUUUCCGAGUAGCCCCACAUAAAGCGCAUUGCAGUAGUCCAAGCGGGUGAUAACUAGAGCAUGCACCACUCUGGUGAGACAGUCCGCAAGCAGGUAGGGUUUCAUCCUGGGUACCAGAUGGAGCUGGUAGACAGCUGCCCUGGACACAGGAUUAACCUGUGCCUCCAUGGACGGCUGUGAGUCCAAAAUGACUCCCAGACUGCCCACUGUUACUCCAUUCAGGACCAGGGAAUCCCCCACGCCUGCCUACUCCCUGUCCCCUCAGAAACAGUACUUCUGUCAUUUCGGGAUUCAACCUCAAGACAGAUUCAUGGAGGAUGCAGCUAUAAGUGAUUACUGGCAUUGAUGGUUAUAUGCUGCAUUUGCAGCGAUGCUUCUGAAUACCAGUUGCUGGAAGCCAGAGGAGGGGAGAUGGCUCUUGUGUUCGAAUCCUGCUUGUGGGUUUCCCGCAAGCAUCUGGUUGGCCACUGUGGGAACAGGAUGCUGAGCUAGGUGGUCCAUUGGCCUCAUCCAGCAGGCUCCUCCCUGGAACAGCUGCUCUUGCUGCUUCUUGGGCUCUGGCUCAGCUCCUGCGCUUAACACCGACUUUGCAACUUUUACAAGGGCUUUGCAGGUUGUCGUGAGGCGACAAAAGCAAGGCUGUUCUGUUUCUCUCCCGCCCCCUGCCCCCCCCAGCUGCCGCCGCCUUUCUCCACUGGCUCACCACAUUUUCCUUAUUUUAGUCCCGCUGUUGACCUUGGGAGGUGACAAAAUGGAAAAUGAUUACGGGGAGCUGGAAAAAAAACAAAAAAGAAAAAGAGUGGGAAACAAGCCUCUCUGUCGGCUUUUGCUUGUCAAUUUGUAAGCGGUUUUUAUCAGAGCGCAAGGCUCCUUCCUGUUCCCAGAAUACAGUGCAAAGAUGCAAUUUUUCUGUGCCCUCCCCCCCCCACAACCCAAUUGUGUUUGCAGGAAGACGCACAUUUUGAUAACACCUAGAAAUGUCUCCGCUGCCUGGCUUGUUUGCAUGCACGAACCAGGAUCUCUGUAGACCUGCUGUGCUUCAGGGAGGGACAUGAAGUACUUUGGAUGCUGUUGGUUUGCAGCUCCCACCAAGCCCAGCCAGCGUGACCAGUGGUUAGAGGUGAUGGGAGUUUUAACCCAGCAGCAUGUGAAAGGGGGCCGCAGGUUUUCUUUAGUCCUGCUGCAUUUCCUAUAGGACAUUAACAAAAAAACACACAAUUGGGAUUAGAGAAAACUCAUGGAAGGCUAUUUGGGUCUAAUGGCUGAGAUAAAGCCUCCCUGUGCAGGGGCAGUGUACCUGUGAAUGCCAGUUGCUGAUGGGAGAAUAAUGGGGAAGGGCUCUUUAUGACACUUUUGGAAACUUAGUGCUCCCUAGGUAAUCCAGCUGUCCCCCAGGGGUACGGUAUCACCCACUUUGGGAACCAUUUGUCUAGGCCCUAGACUCUAGGGCAGCCUUUCUCAACCUUUGGGUCCCCAGUUGUUGUUGAACUACAACUCCCAUCACCCCUAGCUAGCAAGGCCAGAGCUCAGGGAUGAUGGGAGUUGUAGUCCAACAACAUCUGGGGACCCACAGAUUGAGAACCGCUGCUCUAGGGGGUUGGGGGAAAUGGCAGGGGGUUGGUGAGCUGAGUGAGCAGGGGCACAGCCGUGUGUGUGUGUGUGUGUGUGUGUGUGUGUGUGUCUGUCUGUCUGUCUGUCUGUCUGUGUGUCUUAUGCACACACAAAAAAAUGCCCUUCACGCAAGCAGAUUCCAGGGCAGUGUGCAAGAAUGAAAACAGGAAGCAAUAAAAUAACAGAGUUCCUUUGUACACAACACUAAAACCCAGGGCCAAAAUAAUUAUAGAGCAGUUAAGGGAGUAGGAGGCCAUAAAUCCAUUCCGGGGGUGGGGGCAGGCGUUGCGCCAUACUGGUUGUGGAUGAUGGGAGUUGUAGUCCAAAACGUAAGAAGGGUACAGUGGUACCUCGGGUUAACAGCUUAAUUCUUUCCAGAGGUCCGUUCUUAACCUGAAACUAUUCUUAACCCGAAGCACCACUUUAGCUAAUGGGGCCGUGCCACUGCUGCGUGAUUUCUGUUCUCAUCCUGAAGCAAAGUUCUUAACCCAGGGUACUAUUUCUGGGUUGGUGGAGUCUGUAACCUGAAUCGUCUAUAAUCCAAGGUACCACUGUAUUGACAAGCUAGAAGGUGAGGAGACAGGGUGGACCAAGAUAAUAAAAAAAGGUCUGGAAACCAAGCCUUAGGAGGAACGGCUGAGGGAACUGAGGAUGUUCAUGUUCAGCCCUAGAGGAGAGAAGACUGAGAGAUGAUAUGAGAGCCGCCUUCAAGUAUCUGAAGGGCUUUCACAUGGAAGAUGGAGCAAGCUUGUUUUCUGAUGCUCCAGAGUGUAGCUCCCGAAUCAAUUCAUUCAAUGGCAAGAAUGGGGAUUCAGACUAAGCAUUAGGAAGAACUUCCUUACGUCAGAGCUUGUUUGACAGCGGAACCUAUGACCUUGCAAGGUGGUGGACUCUCCUUCAUUGGGGAGGGGGGUUCAAACAGAGGUUAGGUGGGUCAUCUGUCAAAGAUUCUUUAGCUGUGAUUCCUGCAAUUGUGGGAGUUGGACUAGCUGUCUUAAAUAUUGCAUGAGGAAGUAUUUGGGCAGACUAUCUGCAUUUAGAUAUGUAUGGAAUUACAUAUUAUGAGAGGAUUAAAAGAAAAAAAUGCUGGUUAGUGUAGAAAUGGAAGAGAAUGAUGGGUCGAAACAUGCCGAGAUGCCAUGGGUCAUAAAAAAAGACAGAUUUGCCCAUUCCUGGACUAAGCCGAUCUUGCUGGUAAACUGGUGACUUGCAUGCAAUCGUGUGUGUGUGUGUGUGUCAAAUCUUUUUAUACUUAUUUCCCUUACUGGAAACUUCAUAGCUAUCCCAGAGCUCAGACUCACUCCACUAAGGAGCUCAGGGGUUUUAGUUUUCUUGGCAUCCCUUUGCAAAAAACAAGCUGCUUGAGAACGGAGUCUUAAGAGAGAUCUUAUCACGAUCAGCACAGGUGGGGGCAAGGGGGCAGGGAGGUAGAAGCAAGUCAUAACUUUAUCGGCUUCGGCGGAAACCUUCCUGGGACAACCCUUGUUUUACUUUUCCUUGCCAGGCUUUAAACAAAAGUCCAGUUUGUGUGUGGACUUAGUGUGUGUGUGUGUGUGUGUGUGUGUGUGUGUGUGUGUGUGUGUGUUGUGGAGGGUGGAGGUAGAAAAUACCUCUUAAGGGAAACCUCUGUUUGAAAAGCGGCAGGCCUGAUAUCGCGGGAAAUGCUGCUGUGGUUUCCUGUGAGUAACUUUUGGGAGGGUUCGCUGCAGUUUCCCCAACCGUAAGAUUUUGCCGCUGGCUUAACGUUGCAACAUUUGUUAGCCUGCCUUCUGGGUCCUUUUAGCUAGCAUCCCUGAGCCUGCAAAGCAGGGGGGACAGAUAAUGUGUCCCCUUUUUGGCCCCUGCUCCCGAGCUCCCACCAGUUUGGGCCGUGGUGGCAAAAACAAAAGAGGGGUGCAGAAUAAAUAAGAACAUAAAUAGAGCCACACAGGAAGUGUGCUGUACUGAGAAAAUAAGCAAAAAGCGCUCAGCUCCUGCUUGAAUUUACAGUGGUACCUCAGGUUAAGUACUUAAUUUGUUCCAGAGGUCCGUACUUAACCUGAAACUGUUCUUAACCUGAAGCACCACUUUAGCUAAUGGGGCCUCCUGCUGCUGCCGUGCCGCCAGAGCACGAUUUCUGUUCUCAUCCUGAGGUAAAGUUCUUAACCUGGAGCACUAUUUCUGGGUUAGCAGAAUCUGUAACCUGAAGCAUAUGUAACCACUGUAUUACAUUGGGUUGGCUUCCUUUGUUUGCCCCCAGAACCGUUGGGUCUCUUUCAAAAUUCAAAUACGUCCCCCCCCCCUUUUCUUUUUAAAGCACCUUGGGGAUUUCUCUGGAAACUCACUCUGCUCUGUUUUGCUUUGGCAACCAUUGGACAAAACCACCUCCGCUUUAGACUUCUCCGUGAAUCUGUCACAGGGGGUCAGAAUGCGACCUUCUAAUGUGCACCUUUGGGGACCUCUCGCAAGUGUGAGGAAAGCAAGAUGCGUUGGAAACUUGGGGGGGGGGGCAGACAGCUCCUUGAGGGUUCUGUUUGAAUCCUGCCUUUGCGGAAAAGGGGAAAAAAGAGAAAGAGACCUGAAGCUGGCUGCCGUUUUUAGCACCAGUGGCGGCAGAAAUCUCCUGGGCUGAUCUUGGCCUUUUUGUCUGUUGUGACAUGGGCUGAGGGGAAAUGGUAUUGUGCUUUGCUUUCCCUCUUGGAACCUGAUUGGGCCAGCCUGGCUGCAAAAGGGGUUCCCUGGAUUUGUGGCAGAAAGGGAUAUCCCAGCCCAGUUUAGGCGUGCCGUUUAUUCGGCUAGGAAGCCGAGAGAGUUCACACAGGGCUAGCUGUUGUCUCUUGUUCAUGGGUGGAGCCUGCAAAAUUGCAAAUGCAACAGAAAAAGAGGAGGGCGGGUAAGCAAAAAAAAAGUAAAAACUGUGCAGCUGGGUGUGAGCUGGCAAAUAAGGUCCAGGAUUUCCUGAAAGCUGUAGCACGUCAGGAGCUGGUGGUUUAGAAGUCUUUGAGCUUCUUCACAUUCUACGAAAGGCCAAAGGCCCAUCUAGUCCAUCAGCCUUUUUCUCGGCUGCCGAGUUUUUAUUUUUCUCCCCCGCCUACCCUCCAAAACAGAUGCCUUUGAUGAAUUUCCUCCAGAUAUUCUCGCAUCCUUUUUGUUCUUGUGGCAGUCGUCAUCCCCGCAUCCCCACAAUGCCCUGGAAAGCCGCUAGCCCUGGGGCAUUGUGGGAGGCUGUGCAAGCGCCGACCAGGCUGCCAAUGCAAUUGCUUUGUUGCAGCAAAUACAUACGGGCAUCUCCCAACUUAUGUGGGGGUUACGUUCCCGGGUGAAAUCGGGUACAGUGGGGAACACCAUCUGAAAAACCUGUAUAAACCCUUCUUUCUCAAAACUCCCAACUCACCACAGGUCUCAAAGGCUCCUGGGAUUGAAGUUGCAAAGGCUUCUGGGAUCACUAGCCAUUUCCCCGCUCUUUUUUGGGCUGCUUUUGCCCUUUUCGUGCCUUUUCGCCAUUUAAAAUCGGUUUAUUUAAUUAUUUUUCGGCAUCUGGGUGCAAGUGGGGAGAUGCCUGCAUUAUACUAGUGGGCUAAACCCCCAACCACUUCUCUCACAAAUGCCACCCCUUCCCUCUCCACAAAGACCUUUCCAAAUCUCUGCUGGCUGCCCUAGGCCACCUGCCAGCCCUGACCUGGCUGAUCGCCCAACAUCCUCAGCUGCCCACCUCCACCUCUGGUCCCCUCUCCCCAACCCCCACAACACUGUUGCAAUGACUCAGCAGCUCCGAAAGCCAAGUUUGCCAUCGUGUUGCAGUUCAUGUCGCCACCUGUUGGGAGAUGGUGCGAACUGCAGCGUGACGACAUCCUUAGGAAAAUAUGUAUAUUAGGAGAGGUAUUCAAACCUUAGGAGGGGGAAAGAGAAAAGAUGUGCUGCUGCUGUAGCUAAUAGCAAGUCCUCAACCCUAAGGCGAGAUUAUGUGAAGGCUCUUUCAUAUCUCAGCAGUAGAGUGCCCAUUUUUUUGUAGAAAAUUUUAAUCACCAGCAUCUCCAUUUAUUUAUUUUUACAAAAAAAAGCCAGAUAGCAGGUGUUGCAUCAGGGAGAAGAUGGAGCGGAAGAGGAGUCAGAGGCUGGAGGGACAACAAGGUUUAGUGAGCAGGAAGAGUCUGUGGCAGAGUGCAGUUCAGACUCUGAGGCUGAAGCAGAGGCUGGAGAGGAAGGGGGUCAAAAGGUGGCUGAGGAGGCCAGGGAGUCUCCCCCUUCUGCUGAGACCAGCUCCUCCCCCUCCCCAUUCCCCCGGUCUCUGAGAACGUGCAAAUAAAUGAAAAGAGAAGAACAGAGAUAAGUUGAUGUGCUAAUUGGGCAUGGUAAUUCUGUGCAGAUCAUGUUUUUGCCAACAAAGAGUUAACUACAACUUGCAUGGUGUGAUUUACUGCAGGCUCCUCCUUACAGAAAAGGGACGUGGGUGGUGCUAUGGUCUAAACCACAGAGCCUAGGACUUGCUGAUCAGAAGGUCGGGGGUUCGAAUCCCCGCAACGGGGUGAGCUCCUGUUGCUCGGUCCCUGCUCCUGCCAACCUAGCAGUUUGAAAGCACGUCAAAGUGCAAGUAGAUAAAUAGGUACCGCUGUGGCUAGAAGGUAAACGGCGUUUCCAUACGCUGCUCUGGUUCGCCAGAAGCGGCUUAGUCUUGCUGGCCACAUGAUCCGGAAGCUGUACGCCGGCUCCGUCGGCCAGUAAAGCGAGAUGAGCGCCGCAACCCCAGAGUCGGCCACAACUGGACCUAAUGUUCAGGGGUCCCUUUACCUCCUUACAGAUGGGGACAAAGCUGGAGUGAGCUGGCUCUGCCUGUCGUUGCCUCUGGUGCCACCUACUGUUAACUUCCCUGCCUUCCGCCCUACCAGUUCCAAGGAGCGCCAGCUACAACAUCCAGAGGUCCAAAGGUGACCAAUCCCUGCUUUGGAACAUUGGAGGGCCACCCAAAUCAACAGUGCCCUUUUGUGAGGCUCAAACAAUGCACAAUGAAAACAUUCAUGGAAAAGUUUGUUUUAAUCCACAAUAAAAAGAUUGAUUAAACCUUUAAAAAAGUUGACUUUCCUGCCGUAAAAACAAACAGCGACGAGAGCAUUCAAAGCCCUGCAGAAACAAAUCUGCUCCAAGUACAAAAAAAUACAUAAAAAUGUAGUUUGAGAAGGCCAGGGGAGAACAGACAGGUUUUCAUCUGAUGCCAAAUGGAUCUUAAUGUAGAUGCCAGGUAAGCCUCAUGGGGGAGGAUCUUCUUGUCGUCAGUUUCUCUGCCUUUGUCAUAAUCCAAUAAAUUGGGGCCAUCCCAAUGAAUUUGACCCUUUCUUUUAUCCCUCCAACGUUAUCUUCGUUGGAUGUCCACAAGUUCUAGUGUUGCGUGAGGAGGAGAAAACCUUUCCCCUAUCCCCUUUCUCCAUGCCCUGUAUAGUUCUAGAACCUUCUGUCAUGUCACUUCUUUAUUCACCUUUUCUCUAAACCGGAAAGUCCCAAAUGCUGCAACCGUUCCUCAUAGGGAAUCGCUCCUCCCUCUUCCACAAGAUGUUGAUAAAGCCCGAACCCAGGACGGCUUGCGUUCGUUCCUGCAAAUAUAGACAUUAAAACAGUCUGUGUAUUGUUGCCAUUAUCACUUUUAAUCCAUAAGUUCCCUCAAAGGGAACGGGGAGCAGAGAACUGAGGGAGAAGUCGUCAGGCUGACAUGUUGUGUUAAGCUGUCAGCUGCGGUUGACACACGGCAGUCUCCUUUUGUGACGUGGUUUCUCUCCCAUUAAUAUGUUUGGGCUGGGGUUUAGCUAGUGAAAAGAACAAUUCAUUUUUCAGAGAUACUCACCCAGGGGCAACCUCCCCAAAAUGGUGUCGCUUGGGAAGGGCUGUUAUUUUCUCUUCCUUGUCCUUAGCAAUUUAACCCUGCUAUGAUUUGAUUUGCGGCGUGUAGGGAGGGAUCUGUGAAUGGGCGGCAGGAGGCAGUCGGCUUGACUCUUGCUUGCCUGGAAGAGAGAGCCGGUGGUGGUGGUGUGGUGGUUAGAGCGUUGGCCUCUGAUUCAGUGGACCAGGGUUCGAAUCCCCAUUCAGCCAUGAAGCUCACUAGACGAUCUUGGGCCAGUCACUCACUCUCAGCCAAAUCUACCUCACAGGGUUGUUGUGAGGAGGAGAACUAUGUGUGCCACCAUGAGCUCCUUGGGUAGAAGUGCAAUAAAUAAAUGUAUCUGAGUGAGUAUGCGCCUACUGCGCAAAAGCAAAAGUUGCUUUCCUACCCCCUCCUACUUUUGCCUCUGGCGCCUCCCACCAAUGUAUGUGGCUCCCUGAAUGUUGUCUAGAAGGAAAAACAUCCCUUGGGCUGAAACACCUUUCCUGGUACCCUGUCUAUGCAUAUUUCUACUCUGUGUCAGUUUCUUAAGUCUGAUCAAUUUUUGCCUUAAGUAUGCCGUUUCUAGUAACAAAUUCCGCAUUGAAAUUUGCAUUUUUGGUAUCGUAUUUUAUUUUAGCGUGUGCAAUGCUGAAUCUUUUACCUUAAAAGAAGCAUUCUAUUGCAUUACAGUGGUACCUCAGGUUAAGUACUUAAUUCGUUCCGGAGGUCCGUUCUUAACCUGAAACUGUUCUUAACCUGAAGCACCACUUUAGCUAAUGGGGCCUCCUGCUGCCGCCGCGCCGUCAGAGCAUGAUUUCUGUUCUCAUCCUGAAGCAAAGUUCUUAACUUGAGGCAAUAUUUCUGGAUUAGCGGAGUCUGUAACUUGAAGCGUAUGUAACCUGAAGCAUAUGUAACCCGAGGUACCACUGUAUGGUACUUUUUCCUUUGCAACAUUUGGAGAAGUGCAAAAUCUGAAGGCCAAGCACAUUAGUUUUUGAGGUGAGGAGACACGUUGGCCUCCAUCAGAAUCGGCAGAAAGUCGAUUAGUUCACCAAAAGCAGCAAAAACCUGCUGCUACAAAGCGUAUGGCAAUGGGUGUUAACUUGUUCGUCUUCCUUCGAAGGAAGUGCAAUGAAGCACUCCUUAUCUACAACUCACCCCCAUUCACUGCUUUGCAUCAGAGAUGGUCCCUAGGCCCGUAUUGACCAUGCCACGAUAUGUCUAUUUCUUUCAUUAAAGAAAUAACUUAACAAUCCUCAAGCUUCUAGUCCCUAUGACUGCAAAGUCUGGCCAGGAGAAAUCUGCACCACAGAGCAGUAGUGGAUGGGGGAAAAAAGGUUUAGGAGAAUUUCCUGUGUCCAGGGUGUUUUGCCUUUAUGUUUUCCCCCUCCUUACGGCUAACAGGAGCAGAAUGACUCCUGCAAGAUGCAAAUGUAUAUAUCCGGUCUGAUUUAGGCAGGUUGCACCGGUGCAAUUGGGCAGGCUGUCUUUGCAGGUACGAAAUGCAAAUAUCCCUGCCCAUGUUUAUCCUCUCCAUCACCUGCCUGUCACGCAUUUGCUUGUGAGGGAUGCCGGGAUGAGGUCUUCCCAUUGCAAAAGGACGUUUGUUUGACUUGGCGGAGGCUGAAAUGUCAGCGCUAGUCAAACACCAGCUGCAGUUGGAGUUCCAGUUGCCUAAGUGACUCCCAGACCCAAUUAAUCUUAGAGAAACUUAACCUGUGUGUGCCUGCAGCCGAUUUCCCCCACGUUCCUACCGUGUUGAAGUAGCCUUUCCCAAACGACACUGAGGAAGGCGAAAUAUUUGUAUUUAGAAAAGAAUUAUUACUGUAACAUUUUUAGUGCAACAAAGAACCCGUGUGUCGGUGGUUGUGUAUCGAUUGGACAAAUGGUUGCUGCCUGUUCUCGAUCUGAAACAUUUCCAGCCAUCGGGGAAUAAAUUACCGUAUUUUUCGCUCUAUAAGAUGCACCAGACCACAAGAUGCACCUAGUUUUUGGAGGAGGAAAACAAGAAAAAAAAAUUCUGAAUCUCAGAAGCCAGAACAGCAAGAGGGAUCGCUGCGCAGUGAAAGCAGCAAUCCCUCUUGCUGUUCUGGCUUCUGGGAUAGCUGCGCAGCCUGCAUUCGCUCCAUAAGACGCACACACAUUUCCCCUUACUUUUUAGGAGGGAAAAAGUGAGUCUUAUAGAGCAAAAAAUACGGUAUGUCUCUGAUUUGAAUCGUGUUAGCAGAUAUUUCAAUUCGUCAACAUGCAAACGUUUUGCAGUAAGGGGGGGUCAUGCAGGUCUGUUGCUGCAAAUGAAAAUGCUUUGCCUCCGCGGUCGGAGGCAGCACUGCUUCUGAAUUCCAGAUGCUGGAACUGCAGCGGGAGAGAGGACUCUUGUGUUCAAAUCCUGCUUCCGGGUUUCCCACAGGCAUGUUGCUGGCUGCCAUGGAGAACAAGAUAGCCCAUUGGCAGUUGGUAGAGCAUGAGACCCUUAAUUUCAGAUACACAGUUUGGGUUGGAGCCCCACGUUGGGCUAAAUCAGGCAUCCCCAACCUUUGGCCCUCCUGAUGUUUGGGACUACAGUUCCCAUCAUCCCUGACCACUGGUCCUGUUAGCUAGGGAUCAUGGGAGUUGUAGGCCAAAAUAUCUGGAGGGCUGCAGAUUGGGGAUGCCUGGGCUAAAUGAUUCCUCUGUUGCAGGGGGUUCAACUUAGUUGACCCUCGGGGUUCCUUUUAACUCUACAAUUGGCCUGAUCCAGCAGUCUUUUUGUAAAUUAUUAUUAUUAUUAUUAUUAUUUAUUAUUAAUUAAUAAUAAUACCCCAUCCAUCUGGCUGGGUUUCUCCAGUCACUCUGGGCGGCUCCCAGCAGAAUGUUAAAAACACAAUCAAACAUUAAAAACUUCCCUAAACAGGGCUGCCUUCAGAUGUCUUCUAAAAGUCAGAUAGUUGUUUAUUUCCUUGACAUCUGAUGGGAGGGCGUUCCACAGGGUGGGCACCACCACUGAGAAGGCCCUCUGUCUGGUUCCCUGUAACCUCACUUCUAAUGAGGAAACCACCAGAAGGCCCUCGGAGCUGGACCUCAGUGUCCGGGCAGAACGAUGAGGGUGGUAACGCUCCUUCAGGUAUACUGGGCUGAGCCCGUUUAGGGCUUUAAAGGUCAGCACCAAUACUUUGAAUUGUGCUCGGUAAUGUACUGGGAGCCAACGUAGGUCUUUCAGGACCAGUGUUAAAUGGUCUCAGUGGCCACUCCCAGUCACCAGUCUAGCUGCCGCGUUCUGGAUGAGUUGUAGUUUCCAGGUCACCUUCAAAGGUAGCCCCAAGUAAAGUGCAUUGCAGUAGUCCAAGCGGGAGAUGACCAGAGCAUGCACCACUCUGGCGAGACAGUCCGCGGGCAGGGAGGGUUUCAGCCUGCGUACCAGAUGGAGCUGGACACAGAAUUAACCUGUGCCCCCAUGGACAGCUGUGAUCCAAAAUGACGUUCUUGUUUUUCCCAAGCCACCCCAACGUUGUGCCUACCUCCAUUUCUUUUUGUCAUUGCCGAAACCAGAGGGCAAGUAUAUUUUGUUUAGGGACAAACAUGUGGGCCACAUCAGGCCCAGGGGUUAGCAACCACUGUAAUUAGAGAGACAGCCUUUGCUUGGAGACAGCAAAUAUUUGCCUCUGUGAAUGUCUUCUGUGUGGCUUGCCUUGCUCAUUGUUGCUCCGUUCUUCCACCGAAAGUGAAAUUGCAAAUUGUCUCUGAUGACACUCUCGCUCUCUCUUCCGCAGGCUUUCCUCUUUUCAGAAAGAGGUUUGGUGUUGUCUGCAGCAGUGAGUCAUUCGGGAGCCUGCUAUGAAUUGUGAACUCAUUCACUGAAUGCUAAUCAUGUAAAAAAAGAGUAAAAAAUGAGCAGCUUGGUGGAUGCCAGGAAUUGGCUCCCCUCCCCCAAUAUGAUUCAGCUGUUUGCAUUAAAAAUUUGCUGCAUAGUUUGAAGAGGAUGGGCAGGGACAGGCGCAUUUGUUCAUUUCUACUCCGACUCAUUUUGGCAAAUUUUUAACCUAUAAUUUCAUGCUGGUUUGCUACUGCAUCAGUCUGAGAUACUGUGUGUGUGUGUGUGUGUGUGUGUGUGUGUGUGUGUACAGAUACAAAUGUGCAUUUUCUUGCUGAAUCAUAGAAUUGUUGGAAGGGACCCUGAGGGUCAUCUAGUCCAACCUCUACAAUUCGAGUCCUACCCUCUGGAACAGGAGAAAACAAGCUUGCUCCAUCUUCCAUCUGAAAGCCCUUUAGAUAUUUGGCUAUCAUAUCAAAAUGCAUGCUUUUGAGUCAUUUAAGCUACCAAGGACUGUGAUGCGCCAUUUGGAGAAGCUCUGAAUCAAGCAAAUAGCCAAAAAUUCCACUCUGAACAUUCAUUUUGAGAGGUGUGGCUAAUCAGGGGCCCUGGGAGCGUCAUGAGAAUCCACCAACCCCAGCUACCUUGACCAAUCUUCAGGAAUGUUGGGAGUUGUAAUCCGGCGGCAUCUGGAGACCACAGAUUAGCCAACCCUGUUGCAUGUUGUUGUUGUUUAGUUGUUUAGUCGUGUCCGACUCUUCGUGACCCCAUGGGCCAGAGCACGCCAGGCACUCCUGUCUUCCACUGCUUCCCGCAGUUUGGUCAAACUCAUGCUGGUAGCUUCGAGAACACUGUCCAACCAUCUCGUCCUCUGUCGUCCCCUUCUCCUUGUGCCCUCCAUCUUGCCCAACAUCAGGGUCUUUUCCAGGGAGUCUUCUCUUCUCAUGAGGUGGCCAAAGUAUUGGAGCCUCAGCUUCAGGAUCUGUCCUUCCAGUGAGCACUCAGGGCUGAUUUCCUUAAGAAUGGAGAGCUUUGAUCUUCUUGCAGUCCAUGGGACUCUCAAGAGUCUCCUCCAGCACCAUAAUUCAAAAGCAUCAAUUCUUCGGCGAUCAGCCUUCUGUAUGGUCCAGCUCUCACUUCCAUACAUCACUACUGGGAAAACCAUAGCUUUAACUAUACGGACCUUUGUUGGCAAGGUGGAAUGUACAAAUACCAAGUUCCAGGGUACGGAACAGUGUGCAGUUCUAGUCUCCUCCCCUCAAAAAUGAUAUUAUAAACUCGGGGAAAGGUUCAGAAAUUGGCAACUAAAAACUAUCAAGUGGGUGGAAAAAUUCUCCAGUGCAAAAAGGUUGCCCAUUUUAGUUUAGAAAAAAAGGUUUUCUUCCUCUCAUAACACUAGGGCUUGUGGACAUCCAGUGAAAUUGAAUGGUGGAAGAUUCAGGACAGAUAAAAGGAAGCAUACCCUCCAACAUUUCACCGAUGAAAAUAGGGAUGUUGUUACACCCUGCCCAUCUGACCGGGUUGCCGCAUCCGCUCUGGGUGGCUUCCAACAUAUAUAAAAACACAAUCAAACAUUUAAAAAACCUCCCCUAUACAGGGCUGCCUUCACACGUCUUCGAAGGGUUGUCUUCUUAGCUCGGGAGUAACAUAACUCCAUACCCUCCAACAUUUCUCUGAUAAAAAUAGGGACGUCCUAAGGGAAAGCGGGACAUUCUGGGAUCAAAUUGGAAGCUGGGAUGGCUUCUGUAAAUCCAGGACUGUCCCUGGAAAACAGGGACACAUGGAGGGUAUGAGAAAAUCAUUCAUGCAGUGCAUAGUUCAACUAUGGAACCUCCCUCCCUCAGCGAUGGUCAGCAUCUUGGAUGACUUUUAAGGAGACAGAAGCAGUGAUUAACACAAGAGCAGUGAUGAACACAAGAGAGUUGCUCUUGUGCUCAGGUCCUGCUUUCGGGUUCCCUGCAGGCAUUUGACUGGCCAUUGUGAGAACAGGAUGGGCCCUGGGCCUGAUCCUGCAGGCUCUUCUUACAUUCUUAUGGUCCUACCUUACAAAGUGGUUGUGGGGAGAGAGAAUGCGUGUGAGGUGCUUUGAAUGUUCUGAAGCACCAUCUAGCACUGCGAAAUGCAUUAGCGGGAGUCACGACGGUGGUUGCUGUGGAAACAGGCCACCCCGUGAGGCUCCCUCUGGAAAACAUUGGGGAGAGGGAGGAUUAUCUUUGGGGGAAUUGGGGGAAGUGUUCAAUGGGGGAAAGAGGAAUGAGAAGCAAUGAAGUGGCAUGUGGGGUGUUUUUUUGGGCAGGGGAGGAACAGGCACCCACCUACUUUUCAAGAACACCCAGACUUGCACAGCAUUGUAAUGACAAAGAUUCAGUCAGUGUCGAUUUUAUUCAGAGCUUUGCACAUGUCUCGAUGCAGUUCAGCAACUCCUUUUCAUAUUGAACAUAUAGUGAGCAACACUUGGAGAUUUUGAAACUGUUGAGUGCUUUAGAAAUGCUUCAAAAUAUAUCAUCUCCAGACACGGAUGCAAAAUUUUUGAAGACAUAAGUGCACAGGCCAACACCAGGCCAUCUACUUCUCAGAUGUGUCCUAGCGCAUGGUUUCCCAAACUUGGGUCUUCGGCUGCUUUUGGACUACAACUCCCAUCAUCCCUAGCUAGCAGGACCAGGGAUGAUGGGAAUUGUAGUCCAAAAACAGCUGGAAACUCAAGUUUGGGAAACACUGUGAAUGUAUGAGGGACACGGGUGGCGCUGUGGGUUAAACCACAGAGCCUAGGAUUUGCAGAUCAGAAGGUCAGUGGUUCGAAUCCCCGUGAUGGGGUGAGCCUCGGUCCCUGCUCCUGCCAACCUAGCAGUUCGGAAGCACAUCAAAGUGCAAGUAGAUAAAUAGGUACCGCUCCGGCGGGAAGGUAAACGGCGUUUCCGUGCUCUGCUCUAGUUCGCCAGAAGCGGCUUAGUCAUGCUGGCCACAUGACCCGGAAGCUGUAUGCCGGCUCUCUCAGCCAAUAAAGCGAGAUGAGCGCCACAACCCCAGAGUCCGUCACGACAGGACCUAAUGGUCAGGGGUCCCUUUACCUUUACUUUAUUUGAAUGUAUCAUCUAACAAUGAGAGAUUUGGAUUGUGUGUUUGGUUUUUUUGCAAAUCAAUGACUGCCCUUUUUCUUUCCCACUCUUUCCUGUCCGUGGCUGCUUUCUGCUGGAAACCUGCAGAACUCCCUGCUGAAGAAGGUACGCAGACUUCCUGUUAUCCAGCUUGGUCAUGAAGAGCUGCUUUGUUAUACGUGGGGUGGGUUGGCGAAGGAAGGAGAUGCCCAGAGGAGAAGGAAGGGGAGCUUGGUGAUUCUUGAGCUGUGAUUCCUGCAUUGCAGGGGGUAGGACUAAAUGAGGCAUCUAUUCCAUGCUCAGACAGCUCAUUCCAAUGUGGCACCCUUGAGAUGUUGUUGUCUCUCAUCAUCCCUGACUAUUGGCCAUCCCAAAAUGCACUGUGUGGGAGCAGUAAAAUGUCCCCAGAAACCAUCUAUGUAAGCACCCACCACAUAUAGAAAUCUAGCAUGUCAAGGGGGAGGAUUCUAGCCAGUCAGUCAAAAUUUCUGUGUGCCAGAGAUUUUGUCUUUCUUCUCCUCCAUCAGCACUCUGGUGGUACGACACAAGAAUAGUACGGCCACUUUAUCUGUUGUUCAUGUAGACGAGCCUUAAGUCAGGCACGUUCAGUGGUAUAUUCUCCAGUCCCAGGUGGGUACAUUGGCACAGACUAGAGCCUUAAAAGCACAAUGUUAGACUUGUCUACUCAGAAGUAAAUCUGGGGCUGGUGGAUAUGACAUUACAGUCUAUGGGUUGUAUCCAAACGCUAGCCAUGCUCAGAGUAGACCCACUGAAAUGAGUGGGUGGGCCUAAGCCACAUCCAUUCAUUUCAGCGAGUCUACUCUGGAGUAAAUCGGACACAACCCACAUACAUUAUUGGGGUGGAGAGAUGGGUUUGUGGGGCAUUGUUGAAGGACCAAAGAUAAUUCUGGCUUUUGUUUUUCAUUGUUCUUCCUAGGAAAAUCGCUCCUGGAGCUGAUAUUAGAGCAGUUCGAAGACCUCCUAGUUCGGAUCCUCCUCUUGGCUGCCUUCGUUUCCUUCGUAAGUAUGCUGCCAGAUAAUCCUUCUUCCUGAUGUCAAGUCAGUGAGUCUCUGAGUCCAAGACUGCAUUCUGGGGCCACUGUGACUGCAGAUUUUGUUUUUGGUAUUCGUGCCACUCUUGGGAUCCUCCUGGACGUGUGGGUGUGCCUCCUCCUUGAUCCCCAGCGCCCCCAUUUUGCUGGCGCUGGCCAGCUGAGAUCGCUAUGAAGGGGAGCACCAUAAACCAAUUUUAAGAGAAGCUGCUGUACAGGCGACUCCCCACCAACACACACUCAACUUGUGUGCAACCGCAUAUAUGCACAGCGCCAGGAAACGAAUAAAUAGAUUUAAACUUCAAAAGGGCACAAGAAAGGGCAAAAACGGCCCUAAAAGAGCAGGAAAACUGUAAAGAAAAUGGCGCAAAAAGAGCAGGGAAAUGGUUAGCGAUCCCAAGAGUCUUUGCAAGUAAAAUCCCACAAACCUUUGAGCGCUAUGGAGAGUUGGAGUUUGAGAAAGGUUUGGAGGGAGUGAUUGUGGGGGCGUUUGCCACCAUUCAUGCCAGUCUGUUUUUUUCAAGGGUUUCUCAAGGGUUUCCAGAGGUUUAGACAGUGUUUCCACGAUUUUCGCGUAUAUGCAAGGGAACGUAACCCCUGCGUAAGUGGGGAGUCACCUGUAUGUGUAAAUGUAAUAAUUAUGGACAACAUUGUUUAUUGACGGCAUUCAUAUCUCACCUUUGGCAUACAUGGGUCCUUCCGUUCCUCCUCAUUUAAUCCUCACAGCAACCCUGUGAGGUAGAUUAGACAGGAGAGGCAGUGACUGGGCUGAAGGUCAUCCAUUGAGCUUCAUGUCUGAGUGGGGAUUUGAACCCUGGUCUCUCCCAGGUCCUAGUCCAACGCUUUAACCACUAUACCACACUGCCUCUUACUGAUGCUUCCACCACUAGCACUCCAAGGGACCACAAGAAAGUGGGCAGACCAUCAGGGACAUGUGCUAUUCGAGCAGAGAUGUGGCUUGCUUUAAACAACCUUCAAAAACCGAAUCUGAAAUUUUACAAUAUCCAGUUUUUCCUUUAACUUCCCCUACCGCCAGUUUGCAGAAUUAAAAUAUUUUGAAUGAAAGAGUUAUAAGUCCUGGUGGGUUGCCUUGCUCUCUCGCUCUCUCUCUCUCUCUCCCCCCACACACUUUGUUUCCUUAUUAACAGCCAAUUACUUAAUCUGAUAAAAAUGAAAAUACAGAGAGCUGAACAGCACGGUGGGAAUUCAAUGGCGCUUGCACAAAUCGGUCUGCUCUUUUUCCAAGCGUAGCAUUAACACGACAGGCGCCUGUUUCUUUGCUUUUCGACUUGGCUUUUCCGCUCGAAGAAAAAAGGGAGAAUUACGCUCCGCAGCUGCUUGAGGAAUACUUCCCGAGGAAAAUUCAGCCAAAGUGGAGUUAAAAAAUACACACACAAAAUGACUAGUAACAGAGAGUUAAGUAGAUUUCUGUUUGAUGACCACUGUCUCUCUUUCGAUCGAAUACAAGGCUGGAAAGGGUUUCUGUGUGGUUUGGGUUCUGUUCUCACUGUACCUCCAGCUGGGAAAAAUACACCGAAUUUGGUGUGCCAAAAAGCACCCAGCACUUAAAUAAAUAACCUACUUUUUAGCCCAGUUUUCAGAUUAGCUAUUCAAAGCUUAGAGUGCCCUGCCCAAUGGUCAGUGGAAGCCAUGGAGUAUUUUAGGCAUUGCCAAAAAGCUGUGAGCCUGGGCCAAUCACUGCCUCUCAGCCCUAGCCACAGGGUGGUUGUGGGGAUUAAUUGGGUGGGGGAGAAGAAGAAGAACUCUGUAAACCCCCCCCCCCCUUGAGCUCCUUGGAGAGAAAACCUGGGGUAUAAAUUCAGCAAAUAAAUAAUGGAGGAAUGGCAGAUGAAGAUGAUGGACUUUUGGGAGCUAGCCGACCUGACCGGAAGAGUCCGCAACCAGAAGGAGGAGGAGCACAAGGAGGAAUGGAAGAAAUUUAAAGACUAUUUAGCUAAAUAUGCUAAGAUAUUUAAGUCCUAGGCCCAUCUAGAACUACUUGCAAGUACUAGAUGGGCCUAGGAUUUAAAUAUGGGAUGUUAUAGAAUAAUAUGUUUAAAGUUAAAAUGAAAAGAAAGAAAGAUGUUAAUUGACUAAGUAAAUUUUAUGUGAAAAUAGUUUUGGGAAACUGCUACGAUGAUAUACAUGGAAACUCAACCAGGGGGGUUUGAGGAAAUCACCUAACAACGUUAACAAAAGUGGAAUUAUUACAGUUAGGAUCUAUGUUUGUUUGUUUGUUUGUUUGAUAUUUCUUGAUAUUUUGUUAUAAAUUCGGAAAAUUAAUAAUUUUUUUGAAAAAAACAAAUAAAUAAGAUAAAUAUACUCUAACCACUGAGCUGAUGGCCCUUCCUUCCUCUUCUCUCUUCCCUCUGCAGAUCCUGGCCUGGUUUGAGGAAGGGGAAGAAACAGUGACGGCUUUCGUGGAGCCCAUCGUCAUUAUCAUGAUCCUCCUUGCCAAUGCGGUGGUGGGAGUGUGGCAGGUAUGGUGGCACCUUGGAGUGUGACUUGGGGGAGGCAAUCUUGUUUCCCAUCAUGCAAUGUGGGGAACCUUUCCUAGGCUGGGGGCCGAAUUCCCUCACGGGCGCAACCUCCUGAGGGCCACAUGUCUGUGGCAGGUGUGGGUGGAGGCCAAAGUGGGUGGGGCAACCGGUGUGGCACGCAUAGCUCAGCCGGUCGAGCAUGAGACCCGUAAGCUCAGGGCUGUGGGUUCAAGUCCUGCGAGGGGCAAAAUAUUCCUGCAUUACAGGGGAUUAGACCCCCGGGGGUCCCUUCUAGAUCUACGGUUCUAUGAUUCUGACUCCUGCUGUUGCACAAUGUUAUUAUUACAGAUAAUUUGUUUAUCGCCUUCUAAACUACCACCUCAAGGCUGUUUAUGCAUAAGAUAAUUAAGAAAGGUUUGAAAAAGCAAAAGCGGAUGCCUUUAAAGCAAGACUAAAACCCCAACAAAGGGAUACUUGUGGUAAAGAAUCCUUUAUCCAGCUGGGGAAGGCUGUUGGAACGAAAUGUAUUCAGUUGUUUCCAGAAGGUGCAGAGUGAGGGCCUGUUGACAGGAAUGCUGUUCCACAGAACAGGGGCAGCCACCCUUAAGGCCCUGUUCAGAGUUCCUGAAGAGUGGGGCUCCUGAGAUCUAUGGACUUUGCAGGAGAAGCUCCCCUGCAGGCCACAACGAUCUACUGGGUGUCUGAGAGACGCACCUUUGGGUGGGCUAGCCAAAUGAACAAAUGGAGAGAAGGCCACCAGAACUGGGCUUGCUCCUUGUGGGGCAUAGGCACCCAAAGAGAAUGGAUACCUGAAGCAACUCAUUGACGGAUCUCAAUUUUUUUUGAAGGUUCUUAUGGAAAGCUGCUAACUGUGGGGGAGCGGGAGACUGCCCAUUUCUAGCCCCCUCCCCAGUUAAUGUGAAAACUGCCCAUCUUUGCAGGAGAGGAAUGCAGAGAGUGCGAUUGAAGCCUUGAAGGAAUAUGAACCAGAAAUGGGGAAGGUGAUCAGGGCAGACAGGAACGGAGUUCAACGGAUCCGAGCACGCGACAUUGUCCCAGGAGAUAUUGUAGAGGUGGCAGGUAUGACCUUCCUUGCUUUGUGUAGGUUUGUUUUUGCCUUGUGCUUCUUACCUUUUUGUGUGAUGAACUGCGAAGAAUUGUUCCCUAACCAAUCCACAGUUCCUUUUUGCAUAUCUAGAGUUGCAGCAACUUGCUGGACCCCAGUUCCCAUCGUUCCUGGUCAUUGGCCGUGCUGGCUGCUGGGGCUGCUAGGGUCUCCUGCGCCCUCUGCUUUUCCUCCAAGGAGACCCCAGGUUUUAGCUCUAGGCAGGGCUGAAUCCUGGCAAUGCGCUAAUAAGGCUUUAGUGAACCUGGAAUCCAAGAGAAUUCCUGGAUUGAUUGAUUGAUUGAUUGAUUGAUUGAUUACAUAUAUACAGUAUUCCACCAGGGGAGCUCAAGGUGGCAUGCAUAGUUCUCCUCCCAUUUUAUUGCACAACAACCCUGUGAUGUAGGUUAGGCUGAAAGUGAGCGACUGGCCCAAGGGUCACCCAAGUGAGCUGAGUGGGGAUUUGAACCCUGGUCUCUCCCAAGUCCAGCACUCUAACCACUACACCACACUGGAAUUCAUGGCACAGCUAACCAAAACAAUAAGGAAUCAGAACAGGGGAAGUCUCAUUUCACCCCUAUUUAAUCAGUUACCAGAUGCAAACAGUUUCUGCUUGUGAACCAUAUUUUUGUCCUUUUUCCUUUCACAGUUGGUGACAAGGUGCCUGCCGAUAUCCGGAUCAUUGAGAUCAAGUCGACGACGUUACGAGUAGACCAGUCCAUUCUCACUGGUGUGUGUCUGUGUUUGUCCUAUGCUACCCUGAGAACCUUCCUUGGUGCCUGCUGAGGCACCCUGCCUCCCCUGAUUUAUCUUUUUCACUUUGGGUGCAGUGAGACCAGCCCAGAUAGCUCAGAAGGGAUGUGGGUGGCACUGUGGUCUAAACCACUGAGCCUCUUGGGCUUGCUGAUCGGAAGGUCGGCAGUUCGAAUCUGUGUGUCGCGGUGAGCUCCCGUUGCUCUGUCCCAGCUCCUGCCAACCUAGCAGUGUGAAAGCACAUCAGUGCAAGUAGAUAAAUAGGUACCGCUCUGGCGGGAAGGUAAACGGCAUUUCCAUAUGCUCUGGUUUCCGCCACGGUGUUCUGUUUCGCCAGAAGCGGUUUAGUCAUGCUGGCCACAUGACCCGGAAAGCUGUCUGUGGGCAAAUGCCGGCUACCUUGGCCUGAAAGCAAGAUGACCGCCACAAGCCCAUAGUCGCCUUUGACUGGACUUAACUGUCCAGGGGUCCUUUACCUUUAGCUAGCUCAGUUGGUAGAGCAGGAGUCUCUUAAUCUCAGGGUUGUGGGUUCGAGCCCCACGUUGUGCAAAAAGAUUUCUGCCUUGCAGAAGGUUGGACUUAGAUGACCCUCAUUGUUAUUCUAUGUUUCUACAGGAGACUCAGCUGGUCAGAUUCAUAAAAUUGCCCAAACCCCUGCAAUGCAGGAAUCAGUGCUUACCCUGCUUUUUGUUAGAUGUUUAUUGUAUUUAUUAAAUUUAUAGCCCGCUUUUCCUCCUAGGAACAAAGAGGGGUAUACAUGUUUCUCCCUCCUCCCUCCCUCCCCCUGUCUCUGUUUUCUUCUCAUUCUGUACAAGUUUGAAAUCCUUGUAAUUAUGCUCAACAUCAUUUUUCCUUCGCAGGUGAAUCUGUUUCUGUCAUCAAACACACAGAUCCAGUUCCUGACCCCAGGGCUGUCAACCAGGAUAAAAAGAACAUGCUUUUUUCUGUAAGUACCCUCAUGCCUAAAGUAGCCACAAGAGGCUGUGAUGGCCAUCAACCCAGAGGGCUUUAAAAGAGGAUUAGAACAAUUCAUGGAGGACAAGGCUAUCUGUGGCUAUUCUUUGGGAGGGGGGUGUAUUAAUUUGAAUUCUUGAAGGCCAUGUCAUGGAGGACUGUGCAAUUCAUGGAGGGGAGGCCUGGUGGCAGUGAAGAAGCAACCUUUGGAUAACUCUUCCACCUCAGAGUUAGGCCACAGUCAUGCCAGAUAUUUAAAGCAUUAUGAUGCAACUUUAAACGUUCAUGGCUUCCCCCAAAGAAUCCUGGGGACUGUAGUUUGUUAAGGGUGCUGAGAGUUGUCAAGAGAUGCCCUGUUCCCCUCAGAAAGCUGCAGUCCCUAGACUGGUUUAACAAUGAACCCCCCUUUCCCAAGGGAUUCUGGGAAUUGUAGCUCUGUGAGGGGAAUAGGGCAACCUCCUAAUACCUCUCAGCACCCUCAACAAACUCCAGCUCCCAGAAUUCUUUGGGGAAGCCAUGGCUGUUUAAAGCGGUAUAACAGUGCUUUUUACAUGUGCAAAUUUGAGCUUAGUUUGUGUAAACAGGCCCUAUCCCCCCCUAAACAGAACUACAAGAGCUCUGCUACAGGGUUUGGCUGCUUAUGUAGCUCAGCUUGAUGCAGGCCUCAUCCUCACCAUACAUUAAAAGCACUAUAAUACCACUUCAAACAGACAUGGCCUCCACCAAAGAAUUCUGGGAGCUGGAGUUGUUAGGUGGCCCCUGUUCCCCUCACAGAACUACACUUCCCAGAGUGGUUGAACAAACAAUCCUUUUUUUCACAGGGAAAAGCCCUGUCUAAACCCUGACUAGGGCUGGUGGAAGUUAUCAUUCGGAAACAUCUGGAAGGCACCAGGUUGGGGGAGCCUGAUUCAGUCCCCUGGAAACCCCAUUUAAACAUUGAUCACCUACACUAAUUGCUGAGGAAUAAUAGCAAAAAUAAGAAUACAUGAAACAGCCCUAUUUCUUAUCUCCAGGGUACCAACAUCGCUGCAGGAAAAGCAGUUGGCGUCGUCAUUGCCACGGGAGUGUACACCGAAAUUGGGAAGAUCAGGAACCAGAUGGUCGCCACCGAGCCUGAGAAAACCCCCCUGCAGCAGAAGUUGGACGAAUUCAGCCAGCAGCUCUCGAAAGUUAUUUCCUUGGUCUGCAUCGCCGUUUGGGUCAUCAACAUCAGCCACUUCAGUGACCCCGUGCACGGCGGCUCCUGGUUCCGUGGGGCGAUAUAUUACUUCAAGAUUGCCGUGGCCUUGGCCGUGGCGGCAAUUCCCGAAGGGCUUCCGGCGGUCAUCACCACCUGCCUGGCGCUGGGCACCCGCCGGAUGGCCAAGAAGAACGCCAUCGUGAGGAGCCUCCCUUCCGUGGAGACCCUUGGCUGCACGUCGGUCAUCUGCUCUGACAAGACGGGCACUUUGACAACCAAUCAGAUGUCCGUGUUCAGGGUGAGUCGUGGGCACAGUGGGCUGGGUCCUGCCCUCUGGUUUCCUUGUGAAAAUUGUGAUAAGUCCCGUCCCCCGUCCCCCCCGAAAGGAAUGCCUCUUGGUGUUACUGCAGGAACCUUUUAAGCCUGGUUGAACUUCAUUUUGUUGGUAAGAUUUCUGCUUCAUCGUUAUGGCAGAUGCGAAAAUGAAGGUGGUACAGUCCCUGCAGAAGGACUGCACCACCUCAAGCUAGGACUUGAAUUACUGGCAAAUAACCAGAAAGGACCAGCUUGCUUGACUUGAGUGAUUGACCUCCUUAGCUACUGUUUGGGAAGGCUGCAGAGGAGACCCGAUUUUGCAAAAAAACGCGUGGGAAGUCAUAAGAUCUACAUCGAUCUUAACAGGUACUUCGUAAACCCCUUCCCACAUAAACGCCUUGCAUUUGUCACAAGAAGAUUUAACCCAAAGAUCCAUGUGGGAGCCCAUUUCUGGAAACACAUCUCUGAUUUUGUUCCAGCUGGUGAAUGUUAGCGCUUGCAAGGAUGUGUUUCUUUGGGACUGGGAAGCAAAUCAGUGUCUGGACUGGGACAGGUGGUGGCAGCAAUAGAGUGGAGAUGUCUUUUAAGUAUUUCCUGAGAGUUGCAGCUGCAUGAAUGACCUGAGUUAAUUUCUUUCUUUCUUUUGCAAUGAAUGUGGGGGAGGCAGCAAGCCGUUCUAUGCAAAACUGAUGGGGUCGUGUUCAGUGGUAGAAGCAUCUCUUACUAAUCCACUGGUGGGAGGGAACAGCUCAUCUCUCUAGGAAGCUGCUUUGCGGAGUUGGGUAAACAGGGGAAGAUUUUUCCCUGAUUCUAGCAUAAGCAAGAGCCUGGCUUGCUGUUGGAAUCUACCAGUCAGGGGCUUCUUCUCUCCGCCCCCCUCCCCAUACUUUUAUUGUUUUUCGUUUAAAUCCAAGAACAUAGAGUGGUACCUCGGGUUACAUACGCUUCAGGUUACAUACGCUUCAGGUUACAGACUCUGCUAACCCAGAAAUAGUACCUCAGGUUAAGAACUUUGCUUCAGGAUGAGAACAGAAAUCGUGCUCCGGCGGCACGGCAGCAGUGGGAGGCCCCAUUAGCUAAAGUGGUGCUUCAGGUUAAGAACAGUUUCAGGUUAAGAACGGACCUCCAGAACGAAUUAAGUACUUAACCCGAGGUACCACUGUAUAACUACCAUAGCUUGUCCAGUGGUCGUUUCAUAUGUUUAUUUAUGUAUUAUCAAUUUAAGUAGCCUUGCCAAAGAGAUUCUUGUGUUGAGGGUGGAAUAAUGGUAUAUUCUGUCUCAUUUAUAAAGGAAAAGGAAGGAAGCCAAGUCUCACAAAAAGUGUCUAUCCCUGAAGUGCAUUUAAUUACCCUUCUGCGGCAAGAUAGAGCCACAUUCCAAAUUUUAUUUAGCCAGAUUUCAGUGGGGUUUUCUGUAGAUUGUUUCCGGUAUCAGGCUAUUGUUAAUCGGGCUGCCGAUAACAGGAAAAAACAAUAAACCUCUGCAUUUAAGGUUAUUGUUUAAAUUUGAGCCUAAUGACAGCAAGGCAAGACAUCAGAAAGGCACCUUCACUCUUCUCGUCUCCGCGUCUGCUAAAAACAUUUUUGUUUAGACAAGCUUACCCAGACGUGUAGAAUGUUGCCAUGUGUCUUAAUCUGUUUUUAGCUCAUUGUUGAUUUUAGUUAUAUUUGAAUGUUUUAAAUAGCUGCUUUUCCUUUUGUAAAAUGCUUUGAGGGUUUGUGUUUUUAAAAAAUUAUCAAGCAGUGUGUACAUUGUAUGAAAUAAAUAAGCAUUUUAAGAGUAAGGCUGCAAUACUUAGUUGGUUCAUUGGUCAAGCAAGGGAUGGGGAACCGAAAUAUUUUGAGGUCCUUGGGCCAAAAAAAAUAGGUCCCCACCUCUGCAGCGCUAAAGACCAUCCACUGAAGAUAUUAAAACCCAGGCAGGCAGUUAUCAGCAGAAUCAUUCCUUCAGGUAUUUAGAUCCCCAGUUGCUGGGGCUUUGAUGUCAUUCUUUGCACCUGCAGGGGAGAAUCCGCAUUCAAGUCCAUUUUAAGGACAGGUGCUGUCUGAAUUUCCAAGAGUGAAAUGCUGGAUCCGUUGGAUAAAUAUUUAUUCUUCCAGGCACCAAACGUCUCUGGGAGAAGAUUCAAAUUCUUAGCUAAUGUGUAACCAUCAGGAGUUCCCUGGUUAAAUAAAGGCAAAGGCUUAAUAGCAGGAAUAUGGAAAUUGUUAGUAGGUUUGCACACUUGAUUACAAAGUUAAAUAUUUGCUUGGCUGCUGUGAAACACCCCCUUCUCCAGGGAAGAUGUUGUUUGUCACCAAACAGCUUGGCUCACACCCUGCCCUUACCAUUGUGUAAACUGGGAGAAUCCUGUAUAAAUGGUUAGCUUGGUUCUACUGCAGAGGAGGAGUGGAAACAUGGAAAGUUGAUGUGUAGAAAGCAUUAGCUAACAGCACUUACAGGCCUACAGCUUUGCAUAGCAAAUGGCUCCUAGACCAUUGAAAGCCUUUGAAAAUGAACGCCAGGAAGGGUCUGGUCUCAGAAUUUUAUCAGAUGCUACUGAACGCGAAAUUUGGUGAUUUCCAUGGCCCGCAGAAUGUUUGGGGGACAGAUCUUGAAGAAGCCUUUUCUGGUUCAGCUUGUUAGGGGGUCUCUCGUUGGACCUCUGCCCCACACAAGACAACAAUCUCAGUUUCAGUAAGGGAAGCCUCUUUGAAACUAAUUGCCUGUUGGUGCCUCACUCCCGGAAAAUCAAGUCCUUCAUGGAGUGCAUAGUUUACCUAUGGAACUCACAUCCACAGUAGGCAUGAGGGACAGGUCAUCAUCGGGAUGUUUGGCCUACAGCAUCGAAAUGUCUUAGGACGGCCCUUCCCUCUCCUCUGCCACCUGUUUUGGAGAUUUGUUUUUUUCCUUGAUGCAAAAAUUUGAAUUUCUUUUUAAUCAGCCAGAGAAGAUACAGCCCUGGGCAGAGUUAAUUAAAAGACUAAUUAAUGACAGAACUCCCUUGUGGCCCUCUGGGAUUUGCUGAAAAUGCCUUUUUAAUAAAUAAAUAAAUCACAGAUUGAUCAGGGCUGCAACUUGUUUAAAUCCCGCCCUGUACAGUUUCUACAGGAUUGAGUAGGCUUUUGGUCAGCAACACUUCCAAGAUAUGACUCACCCGCCUCUUCCCACCUCACCAAAUUUAAUUAGCAUGCACGGGCAGCUUCGUUCCUGAUGACUCGUGCUCCUGUUUUUAGCACUGACCUCUCGGUCACCCAGAAGAAAGCUGUCAAUCUAAAGGCAUCGUUGAGACGAGAAGGGGGCGCUUUUGGUGGGUGGUUCCUGUGUCCUAUUGGAGGAUGGGGAAGAUGCAUAGCCUGAGGGUAACUCCUAGAUCAGCACUGUCCUGUGAGGAACGGGCCGCCUCAGUGGCAAGGAGUGUCCAUUAGGACCUGCGAGACCAUGGUUAAAACUAUGAUACCUCUUUAAACCAUCAUGGCUUCCCCCAAAGCAUCCUGGGAACUGUAGUUUGUAAAGGGGACUGUGAGUUGUUCGGAAACCCGUAUUCUGCUCCCAGAGCUACAGAGUGGAAUUCCUCUUCACAGGGAACCGUGGGAACUGUAGCUCUGUGUGGGUGUUUCCUGACAAUCUUCAGCGUCCUUAAGAAACUGCUGGUCCCAGAAUUCCCCUCACAGAGCUACAAUUCCUUGAGUUGCCUGUGAAUAUGAAUGGGCCAUUAAACCAUUUUAGUCCUUUGAGGGGAGGGAAUAGGGUGUCUCCUAACAACUGUCUAGCUCCCAGAAUCCUUUGCGGGAAGCCAUAGCUGUUAAUGGUCUCCAAGUGCCCCCAAAAUGCCGCGACUGUCACGAAAACCCAUAAGCCAUCGUGGCUUCUUCUCGCUAUGUCACACAGAGUCCUUCAUUCUGCAAGCACGGAAAGGGGGCAGGGGGAGGAGGCCCAGCCCCCUCACGGUGGCGCAGCAGGACGCAUGAGGAGGGGAGGUUUGGGGUGCCUUCACUCCACCAGCCGGUACUGCUCAAUUACGGUGAUGGUGGUGGCAGGAGUGGCCUUGGGGCCCCCAGCUCAUGUAGGCGCACAGGGGCCCUUCGGCGGUCCCUCCAACCACUGACUAUAGAGACUACGUUCCUGGCAUGGAGGUACCGCCUUGUGAACAUUUGGUGUGGGUGCCUCCUCUGAUGCCCAAGGCGGACUGAUGGAAGCCCCGCAGUUUUGCCAUAUAUCCUCUAAGGUUCACACAUAUAACCGGGACAUUUGCUGACACGGUACUGUUACAUACUCCUCUUGGUGACAGCCAUUUGGGGCAGCUCAGUCAGCCCCAUUCUUUUCCUAUAUUCCAUUGGCAGUGUUCAUAUAUACAGGAUGCAGCGGGAUGACGGCUCUGAUGUAGAAGGGAACGUCCCUAUUUUCAUUUGAGGAAUGUUGGGGGUUAUGGAAUCCUAGUGCUUUAAACGUUAUAGGGUGAGCAUGUCCUCUUGUGCAGAGUGUCUCGUUAUUAGUCAAUGUUUCUGUGUCCUUGCUUCUACACCCUUUUUUUUUUUUUUUUUGAAGGACAGCUGAACCAUCAUCCUUAGACCCUUUUAAUCUGUUCUUGAAAAAAACAGGAGGCCUUUUUGUAUGAGGUGCCGGACCUUUUGUCGAUUAAGCAAAUCCCUUUAUCGCUCUGUUUGAGUUCCCCACCUCAUCAACAAGGUAUUUAGCUGGCAAGCUUUUAAGUGUGUGUUCAGGUUGCUGAGUAGGAGAUGAUAUAAUUAAUGAUAAGACUUUGGCGAUGGUGGCUCACUGCUCAAGCUGCUGUGAAUUUGGGCUCAUCAUUUCAAAGGGAUGGCCGAGAGAGAGAUGAGAGGCCCUGCAUUUUCUAUCUUCCUUCUCCCUCUCUGAUGAGAAAUAUUUUUUUCCAGAAACAAAAGGAUGUUAUUGUGUUGCUUUUUCUCCCCCUUCAGAAAUGUUAGCCUGAGCUGGAGGUCUGGCCUGUAUAGCUUUUUGGAUAUUUGAAAUAAGAAAUUGACUUGCUGGAUUAGUUAAUGGGAAUAACUAGGCGAGCAGCAACCCACAAGUGCUUCCUACUUUUGACUGCAAUGAUAAAUAUCCCCUCAAAAAUGUACAAAAGACUGUACUUCUUAGCAACCAGGAAGAUGUUUACUGAGGUACCACCUGUCCUUGUUGACUGUAGUUCUGAGGAAGUUUUUCAUCUAUAUUUGGUUGUAAGUCUUCCUGCUAUGUACAAAAGAAUACGAAACCCUCUCUGUUCCUUUCUCCUCAAAUCAUACACUGUUCUUGUUUUAUUUCUUCCGUGUAGCAUACCAGGAUUUCUUUUCAUUCUGGACUCUCAUCUAUGGUAUUUAAGAGACUUCGCUAAAAUAAAUAUCCACUGAAAACGCCACAAUGCACCAAAGACUGUUUGCUCUUCCUUCCUGUUUGCAUUGCCUCAGCCUCUCCUGUGUCCCCUCAGAUGUGCACACAUUUCCUGGGUUGCCAGGAUUAGAUACCCACCCUUCACUCUGAACAGAUGAGAGGUCCAAGUGCCUUCAUCCCCCGAUUGAUUGGCAGUUGAGAUGGGGGGGGCGACACUAAUGUGGGGAAGACAUCACCCCCCCCCAUGGCAUUCAGUGUGAUGCUCAGAAACAGACCAGUAGUUGUUGCAGCUGUUCAAGCACUGCCCGGAUGUGUUGCCAAAUUAUCCACCCAGCAUCUGCAGUUUGUACUAAUUGAACUUUCCAAGAAAUCUCCAAGCAACCCCAUGUACGUUAUAUUGCAGUGGCAUGUUUCUGAGGUUCCCAUGUGGAUUUUUUUCCUCAUUGUACACAUUUCUUAAUGCAUUCUGUUCUAACGCAUGGAUUUUAUUUUAUUUUCAAAUGCAAAUGGAGACUGUUUUGAGCCAAGAACUAUGUGGCAAAAUUCGGAGAAGUGUGAAAUCUGAAAGGUAAUUCUGUUCCGAUCUUCACAUUAGCCCGGGAGAUGUGGAUCUGGUCUGUCCACAGAAAUCGAGGCCCUUCAGCAUUCCCAGGUGCCUCUGGCAGUAAAGCCUUCCAAUGUUUCCAUGACAAGAAUCGAGAGGUGCUUGUGGCACCCCAGUUCUCUUAGCAUCUGCAAGGUGUGAAAUGGCUGCUGGGUACUGCGUGGAACCUUAGUGUACAUGCAUUUUGCAUCUAUAUGCAUGUGCACUAGAGAUUAGAUGCAUCUUCCCCUCACUCAGAGAUUUAGGUCCUCGGGCAGAGGCGUACCACUUGUGGCUCUGGGGUCUUAUGGUUAUGAAGCCGCAUGUACAGUCUUCUUAAUUUUUAAAAAUUGUUGUUAAAGGGACUCUUGCCCACUUGAAGAUUCAAGCCUGCCACUUGCCACCUGAAGGGGGUCGGGCAAAGCUGGAGGCUUCGGGUCAGACGUGAAUCCCUAGAUCUAGCAGAAAGGGAUGUAGACGACAAAAUCCAGCUGGCUGGCAGAAAAUUCAGCAGAGAUGAGGUUCCCAGGGGUAUGGCAUGUACCCAUCUAUGGAUUAAGUCUCUUUUUAAAAACAUAGGAAUCUGGCUCAGCGUUGUCUACACCAGGCACCCCCAAACUCAGCCCUCCAGAUGUUUUGGGACUACAAUUCCCAUCAUCCCUGACCACUGGUCCUGUUAGCUAGGAAUGAUGGGAGUUGUAGUCCCAAAACAUCUGGAGGGCCGAGUUUGGGGGUGCCUGGUCUACACUGACUCUCCAGGGUUUCAGACAGGGGACAUUCCCAUCCCUACCAGGAGGUGCCAGGAAUUGAACCUGGAAUCUUCUGUAUGCAAAGAAGAUGCUCCAACACUGAGCUACGGAUCUUCUCCUGACUUUCUGGUCACUUCAUGUACCAGCCUGGGCAUUUUUAGACGAAGAAUUCAGGAUUUGGCCUGUGGCAUUCAGAAAGGCAACGCCGUAUCCCAUGGCAACCGAGCUCUGCAUUCCUCUCCCUCUCCAUUUGGUGGCCAACGCAACCGAAGGCAGGGCUCAAGAGUUCAGCGGCGAGAGAUCCAGCAGGUAUCCUGCUCUGUGCACAGUUUGUGUGUGCUUUUUUUUUUUUAAUAAAAAGAACAUCUUUCCAGGACGAAUGUAAACACCCGAGCAGAAAUAGCAGGGGGCUAAUCCCCAAACCGGACGGGCAAGCGCUCAAUCCUCCUCAAGCCAGUCUGAAAGGGGCUGGAGGGCAGCCAGUUCCACAAAGCCCCAUUUACUUUAAAAGGCUUAAGGAUGCAAGCUAACAGAUGCGUCAAAAAGAUGGAAAACUCCACUGGCAAAGGACCAAAAAGCUCACUCAUCUGGAGGAACUGACUCAAGGUCUUUUCUCACAGCUGUCCAAGAACAAGACAGGUGUGGCUUCGGUUAGGGCAUGCCGACUUUCCGAUCUUGUACUGUCAAGCUGCAGAGCCACUGGAAGUCGUGGUCACUCCAUAAAGCUGGAUGUUGGAAGAUUUAGGACAGAUAUCAGCAGCUAGAAGCAGCAGGAAGGGAGAGGCUUCUCGUGCACGGGUCCCGCUUGCUGUUUUUCUUACAGGCAUGGUUGGCCACUGUGAGAACAGGAUGUUGGAUUAGAUGGGCCAUUGGCCUGAUCCAGCAGGGCUCUCUUUGUGAUUUUACGUACCCAAAGAUAUGUACAGAGAGCCAGUGUGGUGUAGUGGUUAAGAGCAGAAGACUCGUAAUCUGGGGAACCGGGUUCGCGUCUCCGCUCCUCCACAUGCAGCUGCUGGGUGACCUUGGGCCAGUCACACUUCUUUGAAGUCUCUCAGCCCCACUCACCUCACAGAGUGUUUGUUGUGGGGGAGGAAGGGAAAGGAGAUUGUUAGCUGCUUUGAGACUCCUUGUUGUUGUUUAGUUGUUUAGUCGUGUCCGACUCUUCAUGACCCCAUGGACCAGAGCAUGCCAGGCACUCUUUAGGGCAGUGAUAAAGCCGGGAUAUCAAACCCAAACUCUACAAGCGUUCAGGCAGUUGUACACACAAGCGUACGGGAUGUAAUGUGUGAACAGUCCUCAUGACACUGUUGAAUGUGCUCAGAGAAUACAGAGCUGCUGUUUGGGUCUUCCCUGGAUGUCUCUGUGCUGCUUCUUAGUCUUUCUCUCUCUCAAAAAGGGUUACUUUAAAAAAUGAAAUGAAAUUGCAAGCUGGUUUUGUCUGCCGCAACUCAGCCCACCCCCUCUUUGCUCAAUCUGUCAUCUUCCCCAAAAUGCAUCCUCCAGGCCAGGUAUGUUCUGGUACAUUAACCAGGUUUCAGCAGUGUUGACAGUCCAGUUACACUGAACAAAAGCCAGGAGGAAGUAAUCGGGAAUUUGGGGGCUGAGAAGACUCAAAUGUAUACAACUCACAAGAGCUCAUUUUUAUUUUCAUCUUACUUUUUUUAUUUUUUCUUCGUUUUGUUCUCAUCUGGUUGGCGCCAGCUCAUUCAGAAGAAUUGGGUGGGUGCUGUUUUUACUUUCUCAUAUCCAGCUAUGUGUGGGGAAUUGCUUAUUGAAUGCUCCCCCUACGUGAUUUAUAUCCUGCAACCAAAAAAUUAGGGUAUAUCUUGAGGUAGGUUCUUUUUCCUUGAUGGAUCUAAUUCUUUUGCUUCAUAAAAAAAGAAUGUAUUCCCCCAGUCAAAGUCUGCAUGUGGUACAGUCCACUCCUCCAUGACCAGAUUCUGCUUCCUGUGUAUUAUUUACAAGGAUUUGUGUGCACUGACCACAAAAGUUGGUUUGGUCCCCAAUUCAGCGCUGCUGUGAUCCAGGGUGCUUUGUACCACUCCCCAGUUUGACUCAGGGUUUCUCUGACCUUCCAGUUUACUAGUGAGAAACAAAAGAACUCUCUAACCUUUCCUCCACACCUUUUGACAGAAGUGGAUGAAAUUUGCAGGCUCCUUACCCAUCCAGAGUAGUUGAAGCCUACCAAAUCACAGGCAAAUAGGCCCAGGGGCCGAUGAGCCAAAAAUCCCUCUGAGGCACCUCACUUGGUCUCUGUAUCCAUCUUGCCUACUCCCAGCAUGCAUUGGAAGAACGAGAUCAGGCCUUUCUGUCCCAACCACUGGCCAUUCCUGCCCUCUGAGACCCCUCAGGUGUCCAUUCUUGGGUGUAUUCCUUUGAAUCUGGUGGACCUACUUGCAGUGCUCAUGAAAAGACCUGAAAAGCAUAGUAAUGUUCUACACACACCCAAAUCAGAAAUUAACCAUGUGAGCUUAUAAAUUUCCAUCUCUAACAGAUAUUUUGGACAAAAAGGUAGGGUGGAAUCCAGCUGUUUUUAAUGAGCUUUUCCCUCUGCCCACGGAAGAUAGAGUCCCUGCAAGGCUUGCUGUUUAUUCUCCAUUGCCUAAUUUUAGAAAAUGAAGUUGGAUACAGUUGAAAUGGUAUAUUCUCAGCCCUUUCCUUGAAACACAAAGAGCAGAGGGCUUUGUUCCCUAUUUGAUUUCUGGAGGGUGGGAUUUCUUCACAACGGGUGGCGACGCUUAAGCAUGUAUCUUGCACUCAAAAUGGCCGCCGAGAUCUCUCAUGAAAAAACAAGAUUCCCCCCCUUCCUUCCUUCCUUGAUUCCUUGAUUCUUUUCUUUCUUUCUUUCUUAUAACUGAAAUUCUGAAAUUCUCCCAAUAAAAUAUUAUUAAUAAUAAAAAGAGUUAUUUCCCAGCUUUCCUCCAAGGAGCUCGAGGUGAUAUGUACGGUUCUCUUAACAGUGGGGUGUGUGUCUGUGUGAAAAGAAAAUACCUGCAAGGGCCAACUCAGUCUAGGGCCUGAGGGUCCUUCGCUGAGAAGCUGCUGCCUGCGAUCCAAAGGAUCACCACAUGAGGCAGCCUCACAUGGAUCAUAGGAGCUCCUGACACCCAUCGUUUUUCUUGCAUGCGCUGCUUCAAAGCACAGGAGCAUAACUAAAAGAGAAACGUUGGCAACCCGUGCUGCCUUUGUGGAUAUCCUCUGAUAUCCUCUUCAUUCUCAUAAAUCAUAGCAGUGUCUCUUGCUCAUCUGGCGUGGGGUGAGGUGGGGGUGUUCUGUAGAUACCAUGGGCUUUCUGAAACCCCCGUAAAUUCGCUUGGCUGAAGUGUUGUGCACAUGGACCGGAACGCCAAGCUGCACUUCCCAUUAAUUAGUGAAGCUGCUCACCAAAUUGUCCCUCUGCUGAAUUCCUCCCUCGAUCCUCUCCGUUCGGCUCCAGCGGAAAUGUUUGCCGGAGCAGAACUAAUGAUGCUGAAACUCGUAGUUCUUCACUGUCAGGAAUGUUUAGUGCACAUAAGGUGAGAGAGUUGAGCUAGCGUAGUGGUAAGAAGCAGCGUAGUGGUAGAAGAAGACAUUUUGCCGCCUGAGGCAAAAUAGAAUAUGGUGCCCAUUCAGUGGUGUAGCAUGGGUUGCCAGUGCCCGGGGCCGUGCGGAGGGAGGGAAAUGGAGAGCGCAUGCGCAUUGAAAUGCCCAAUGGCGUCCAUGUCACCCGGGAGAUCACAGCCGUAGAGAUAAGAAAAGAAGAGACAUUCUGUUGUCUGGAGAGGCUACUUCCCAAUUCUCAAGGAGAAGCCAUUUUCAAUGGAGUCCAGCGACGGAAGCAUGUAGCUGUAUUGAGGCAGCACCAGGAGUUGAAAUUUUGUGCCCCCAAACAAUUUUGCUCCUGGGGCAAUUGCCCUUGUGGCUUCCCCCACGGUAUGCCACUGUGCCCUCCUCCCCCACUACCGUCGCUGCCUUCCCCCUGCCUCUUCCGCCUGAGGCGACUGGAAGAAACCUGGGGAAGCCCUGGUGCGCUGAAGAAAAAAGGAGGCCAAGAGAGGACAUUGUGAGGCAGAGGCCACAGGCAACAAAUGCAGGAGGCAGGGAGCGACACACUUCUCAGGGACCCAGAUCUGCUACCCCUCCCAGCUGUCCCCAGCCUGCUGCCUGAGGUGGCUCCCUCACCAGAGCUAAUAGGUGAGUUGGCCCUGGCUAGAGUGCUAGACUAAGACUGGGGAGAGCCGGGUUCUAGUCCCCACUCAGCCACAGAGCUGUGUGACCUUGUGAUGUGACAGUCCGUCUCUUACUCUCAACCUAGCCUACCGCAAAAGGUGUUGUGAGCUUAAAAUGGUGAAGAGAACUUUAUACACCAUAACUUGUGCCAGUCAUGGUUUGGUGAGAUGUCUGAACCAAAAUAAAAAUAAAAAUUGGGAAACAUGCUGCCUCUGAACAUGCCUGCCCCCGAAGUAAGACCUUCUCUAGCUUUGAUGGUGCUCUGAUCAAAGUUUCCCUUAGUGAGGGCCUCCUCCUCUGUCGGCGGAUCCUGCACAACUUGCCUUGCUGUGAUCAUGGUGCUCCAAGAAGCACUGAGGGAUUGCCUAUGGCUUCAUUUUCCACACUGCCACAGAGCAAUGUUUGAAUUGCAAGAAAUACAGUUUAAUAAUCACCACCUAAGUUUGCUUUCCCCCCCCUCCCCUCCCCAACCCUGUUUCCUUUUGUGUCGUUUGUUAGCCUGUUUUAGUGGAUUGUGUCUAAAAUGCGCUUUUUGGCAGGAAGGCCAGGUAUAAAUGAACAAAUGGGGAGAAUGGGAGCAUUACUGCAUUUUGAAAAAUUAUUACUCAGUCAUGUGGGAUUCUUUCCAUUGCUCACCUUUCCCUCUCUCCCUCUCUCUGCCUUUAUUGCAGAUGUUCAUUGUUGAGAAGAUAGAAGGAAUCCAUUGCAGCCUGCAUGAGUUCACCAUCUCCGGGUCUACGUACACACCGGAGGGACAAAUGUAAGCACUUGGCACUUCUCUUUGCCUUUAUUUAUCAAGUAGAGAGCUAGCAAAGUUAUCUAGAGGCAGGCUCAGAAAGGAAUGUCAACCAGGGUAUACUUAAUUAGAUUAGAGAUUUAAUUUUAAUUUCAUUUAUAUACUAGCAGCCUUGCACUUGGCUUUGCUCAGGAAUUCUAAGGAUCCAAAAAAAAACAAGGCAGUAUUGGAAGAUUCAUUCUGCCAUCUUGAUUCAAAAUGCUGUCCGAUUGUAUCUGAACAUAGAUGAAAACCUGCUCCUUGAUCUCAGAAACCAUCAUGCCAUAUUUGAUUUCAAUAUCUUAAGAAGUGUCCCAAGUGCAUAGUGAACAAACAACUUUCCAAAAGGCCUAGUAGAUUGUAAUCCUCCUCCGAAAUUUCUACAAAUUUGAAAAGCAAGGUUAAAAACGUUUUAAAUGCAUAAAAUGAAAGUUGCAGCUCUGGGUUGGCAGUGCUGGGGACACCCAGCUUUAAAUUUAUUCUUUAGCCCCAGGAUGUGCCAUGUGGCGUGGAGAGAGAACAGGAAGAUCCCUUCUGUGAAUCUUGUAAAACGCCUCUUCUGUUUGCUUUGGUUUUCCGGAACCUUCCAGCCGCCAUCUUCCAAUAAAACCCACCUACCACACACACACACACACACACAAAAUAACCAGUCGCCAGUUCUGCCAUGUGCAUUGAUUUCCAGAUGGUCUGGGUUUCAUCCUUCACAAAGGGAGCACAUGAGGCUUAUUCUGCCCUUACUUAAAACAUUAAAAAUCUCUAUGAUCUAACAAGCUGUUAAAGGGGAGUUCCAUGAUUUUUUUCUUUAAAAAAGGAAGCUGGAUGGGGGCAAUUUUUGAGGCUGGCUGGGCCUGCUGAGAGUUACUGUCCAGUAACACCUGGAGGUUUUCCGUCCUUGGGUUAAACCCCGUUUCUUCCUGUGCCACACCUCUGAUCUAACUAUUCGCACAGCUCUGAUCUAACUAUCCCUGCCCUUUCAUUGCCAUUUUUUCCUUUAUUUUAUAUAAAAUCUCCUGGGGUUUUUUUAAAUAUAGUAACAAAUAUAUAACACAGCAUCCUCACCCCCAUAACAGAUAUCAGAUGGCACAUUAACAUAAAUUAUUCUUAUUAACCCAUGCAAAUUAUCCAAAUCUCCAUCAUAUAAUGUAUCGGGCACAGCACAAAAGUUUUUUCUUUUAAAAAUCCAUCAUGGAUAAUUGUUCCUAGGGAAGGCUAUAUUUCAAGCUGUGUUGUUCAGGAUAGCCAUAUCUGCAAAGAUGAUUUGGAGAGUUUACCUUUUAAGACCUGUUUCGUUUUGAAAGAAUGACCACUCUACUGUACUGCCUCAAAUUUGUCUGUUUUUCUUUCUGUUUUGUUCCUUUAAUUGCUUUCAAGUUAUGAGUUAUUUUCUCAGGGAUAGCCAGUUGCCAGACAUCUUUAUUCUGUAAGUCCGAAGAUAAUUCUUUUAAGGCCUUCUGGGUUUGAGCACUAGAUUUUCUAUGGCUGGUUUUUGAAAAACAAUUUCCUGAUUUGGUCCUCAUAUAACCAUGUUCACUAAAAAAUUCUGCAUUCUAUCCAGUGGUCGUCACGCUCAAAAUAGACCCAUUGACAAUAAUAGACAUAGAAUUGUACAUUUAUAGAGUUGGAAGGGACCCAGAGGGUCAUCUAGUCCAACCCCCUGCAAUGCAGGAAUCACAUCUGAGGAAUCCCACCUCUGUUGGAAAGCCUCCAAUGAAGGGGAGUCCAACACCUUCCAAAGAAGUCAACUCCUAUGACUAACAUAAAACCAUUAAUUUCUCUGGGGUAUGAGUAUGACUAACAUUGCAUACGACCUUCGGGUUCCAUAUUUUAAUUUAUUUGAAUUUAGUUUUGCCAUGGAGCACUGCGGUGGUGUCAUUAGGGGCAUGUAAGCUGCUCAGAUCCUGCUCCAAACCAGUCGGAAUUCGUGAUGCAGUUCAUGAGGCUGUAAAUCACCAGGGUCAAGUCACUUUUUUAUCCAGUUUUGAAUCUUGGGCUAUUUUAAGAGGCGCAUCCAUGGGAAACAGCAAGCGGAAUAAAGCUCCACUUGGAAGAAUGUACAGCAAAUUGCUUUGGAAUGGGUGGAGCCUAAGCAGAGCGAGGGAGAAGAGCUGCAGGUUUAGCUCCGGGAUCUGUGGGGAUCCACGUCUUGCAUCCAAGGGUUGCACAAGCAGGAUCCACCAUGUAAAUAGUGGCAAAUUAUACUUGGGGAGGGAUGGACCUCAUAGGGAUCGGUUUCUCUCCAUUUCCUAUUUCUCCAAUCUUCAGUUUGCCUCAUUUCUGCAUCAGCACAAAAAUUCAUAUACAGUUUCAUGGAUAUUUCUCCUAAUGAUUUUAUGCAGUCUUGCCUGAUACCUAUAUUUUGCAACCUAUUAUCCCUCGCUGUUGCAUACAAUUUUCGGUACACACUUUCCCCUCAUAUAUCCUUCUUUGCACACUUUUUGUUGUUGUUGCUGGAGAACUGCACUGCAAAAUUUGGAGCAGUGUGAAUGUCAAUGCAAAAAAAGAGCAGAGAAUCUCAGCAUUUGGGUACUUCACUUAAUAUGUAAAUUUCUAGACUUUAUUUCUCUACCCUGCAAUAUUUUUGAAACUCUGGUCUUGCGGGCUGAAGAGCUAAGCUGAACACUCACCUGCACCAGUGUAAAUUUUAUUCGGCUCCUCUGGCUUCUAAAUUUUCAGCAGCCAGAAAACUUUCAAGCAGAUCUCUGUGGCCACACGUUCUAGAAACUUACUGGUACAUAUUAAACAAACAAACAAACAAGGAAGCUAAAAUACUCUGCUCCUUUUUCCACAUUCCUAUGGAGUUUCAGCAAAAACAAAACCCUGGCAAGAGAUCUAGAAUUAUUUGAGUGUUAAUUCCCUUCUCCUCUUCGAUAUAUAAACUUUUUUCUCCCCCCCCCCCCCGGGACUCUAAUGAUCCCUUAAUUAGCAAAGAACUUUUCCAUCCCAGCUGUGCUUAGUCCAAGACAUUUGCUAAUGUCUCAUGAAAGGGUACAAUUUGUCACUCCGUUCGAAACAGCUCGUUGACAGAAGGCCUCCUUCUGGCCUUCCAAAAAUGGCUUUUCCACAGGGAUUUAAUCGGGCAGGCUCAGGGUCUAAUUUGAGCAGUCUGGAUGGGGGGUGGGCAGCCCUCAGCCUGGGAUUUGGGAAGGACUCUGCUUCUGGGGCUGGGGGCCCAGAGGGUCAGCACCCCUCCAGUUAAAACAAGCUUGAGGUAGUAGCGGGCAGGAAGGACCUCUGCCGAAGACCCCAUUGCCAGUCAAAACAGACAGUACUGAACUAGAUGGACCAAAGGCCUGGCUUAGUGUAGGGCAGCUUUGUGGGAGGAGAGCCUCUGAGAAUGUGCAAAGUCCGUUUUCAGUAUUUCUGAGUGGUCACAGCCUGGCACUGCAUACGAAGCUUCCUGUUCCAUUUCAGGAAAGACAGCUCCAUAUGAGGCGCAAGCUGGAGCAAGUUAAGAACCUGCAGGAUCAGGCCAGUGGGGGCCCAUCUAGUCCAGCAUCCUGUUCUCACAGGGUCCGACCAGAUGCCUUUUCUGGGAAACCCGCAAACAGGACCUCCUGUGGUUUCCAGCAACUGGGAUUCAGAAACAUUGCUGUUUCCGACUCUGGAGGCAAAGCAUCGCCAUAGUAACCAUCCCCUUUUAAAGCCAUCUAAGUUGGUGGCCAUCACUGCCUCCUGUGGGAGUGAGUUCUGUAGUUUAACUUGGUGUUGUGUGAAGAAGUCCUUUCUUUUCUCUGUCCUGAAUCUUCCAACAUUGGAUGUCCCCAAGUUCUAGUGUUAUGAGAGAGGGAGGGAAAUUUUUCUGUAUGCACUUUCCCUGUGUCCCACAUAAUUUUAUAAACUUCUAUCCUGCCAUCCCUUGUUGUUUAGUCGUGUCCGAUUCUUCGUGACCCCAUGGACCAGAGCACGCCAGGCACUCCUGUCUUCCACUGCCUCCCGCAGUUUGGUCAAACUCAUGCUGGUAGCUUCGAGAACACUAAACAACCAUCUUGUCCUCUGUCGUCCCCUUCUCCUUGUGCCCUCAGUCUCUCCGAACAUCAGGGUCUUUUCCAGGGAGUCUUCUCUUCUCAUGAGGUGGCCAAAGUAUUGGCGUCUCAGCUUCAGGAUCUGUCCUUCUAGUGAGCACUCAGGGCUGAUUUCCUUAAGAAUGGAGAGGUUUGAUCUUCUUGCAGUCCAUGGGACUCUCAAGAGUCUCCUCCAGCACCAUAAUUCAAAAGCAUCAAUUCUUUGGCGAUCAGCCUUCUUUAUGGUCCAGCUCUUACUUCCAUACAUCGCUACUGGGAAAACCAUAGCUUUAACUAUACGGAUUUUUGUUGGCAAGGUGAUGUCUCUGCUUUUUAAGAUGCUGUCUAGGUUUGUCAUUGCUUUUCUCCCAAGAAGCAGCCAUCUCUUAGGGCUUAUCUACACUUCCGUUUGCCCUACCGCUUUCCCCUGAGGAAACCCGAUCUUUGGCGCGGAAUUGGAACAAAUGGCAAUUGAUUUUAUUGCAAACUAGUGGGUUUUCUGAGGGAAAGCAGCAGGGCAAAGGCAAAACCACUCAGACCCAUGCACGGGACCCAGGCAGAAAUGCGGAUGAUCCCUUACACAGGGUUUCUCUAAAGAAGUCACAAAUCUUUCUAUGUAGGGUAGUUGCUGCAUCCCCUUAAUCAUUUUAGUCUCCCUUUUCCAACUCUGUAAUAUCCUUUUUGAGGCGAGGCGAGCAGGAUGGUGAGGUGACCAGCACUCCAAAUUGCUGGUUGCCCCCUAGAAUGUUCCAGAAUGUUGCCUCAGCAACAAAGCCUUAGAGACCCCGUCUGUACAAUAUAUUUAAACAGUAUCAUCUCAUGGUAACAAGUCAUGACUCGCCCCCGCCCCCCAAUAAUCCCUCAGACCUCUGUUCCCCUCACUGGUUUUAGUCAGUUUUAUUGAACGCUAAUAAAAUACAAUUUUAUUUAAAAUUGCAAUUGCUGCAAGGGGCAGAAAAAUCCCUAAGCCGUCUGUCGAGACCCUCUGCAAUUUUCAAGCAGUCCGUGGGAGGAAAAAGUUUGUGAACCACUGUACUGUGUUAUUUAUAUAGCAGGUCAGGACAGAAAUCCCAGAGACAGAUAAAUAAUAAAAACAAAUAAACAAAUGGUUCCAUCCUUUUGUUCAAUAUCUCCUGGUGCAAACAGUCCCAGUUUGUUUUGAUUUCAACUGUGGGUAUAAGGUUCGUCCCCUUUUAUUCUUGUUGAUGGAUGAACACUUAUUGUGCUUACAUUCUAUUCUGGAUUCAGGAUUAUCAGUGUUUGAGAAGUCAUUCUGUAUUUCAAUUGUUUCAUAAGUUGUUUGGUGACGCUUCGUUAAAGGCGAUGAGCAAAGAUAUAAUACCACAAUACUUCAAGGAACGCCUCUCUCCAUAUAAACCCUCCCGGACCCUGAGAUCAUCUUCUGAGGCCCUUCUUCAUGUGCCUCUUCCACAAGAGGGCCAGAGGGCGGCAAUAUGAAAACCGGCCUUUUUUGCAGUGGCUCCCCAUUUGUGGGAUAAUGUUUACACCUUUAGGCACCAGGCAAAAACGUUCCUCUUUAACCAGGUCUUUGGUUGAUUUGACAUCCUAUGCCCUUUUAAAAUGUGUUGGGGAGGAAGGAUUAUUGGGUUGCUCUUGCUUUUAUUUUUAUUGUGUAUUUUGUGCUUUUAUAUUGUGAUUUUAUCUUGUGGACUGCCCUGAGACUUGCGGGUAUACAAAUAACAAUAACAACAACAACAGUACAAUAACUCCUGUCCCUUUUAAAGUUAUCCCAGUGAUUUGAAAUGCCUUAACUUGUAAUGCCAGUAAAGGUAUUUGUAUUAUAGCAACAGUACAUAAUGUUAGUUAAUAAUGACAAUAUCCCUCCACUUUUAAAUGGCAGCUUCAAGAAUGACAGGCCUGUUCGCUGUGGACAGUAUGACGGCCUGGUGGAACUUGCCACAAUUUGUGCCCUUUGCAACGACUCCUCCCUAGAUUACAAUGAGGUGGGUUGUGCUUGAAACCAGUUUGUUUAUUAUAAUGAUUUUGAAUGUUUUCAAUAGGGUUUUUUUUUUUAAAAAAAUUGUUAUAUUUUUGUAAUCAUGUGGUAUAUAAAUUUUAUGAAAGAAAAUAUCUGUAAUUUGGGGCACUGAGUUUUUUCUUACUGUUAUUUUCCUUUCUAGAAAAUAAUAAUUAUAAUAGUCUUUAAUAUUUAUCACACUCAUAUCCCCCCACCUUUCCAAGGAGCUCCCAUUUUAUCCUCACAGCAACCCUGUGAGGUAAUCUGGACUGAGAGCGAGUGAUGUUCAGAAACACACAUUGUCUUCCUUUGCAUUGUGGAAAGUGUUAACAAAAGUUUAUUAAAAGAAGGAAGAAACACACAUUUCCAGAAAACCCACAGCACUGGGUUCUAUGAGAACUAUAUUGCAUCUUUCCUUUCUGCUCACUGUUCUUCCCCCUUUUCCCUUCCUGUUAACAGUCCAAGAAAGUCUACGAAAAAGUGGGCGAAGCCACAGAAACAGCCUUGACAUGCCUAGUGGAGAAGAUGAACGUUUUCGACACGGAUACCAGCAGCCUCUCCAAAGUCGAGAGGGCCAACGCAUGCAAUACAGUGCGUAAGACGUUAAUUUUCCUUCCGCUUCCUUGUGCUCAGCUGGGGCAGCCAGAGAGAAGUUCAGGGUGGCCUAGGCUUGCUUCCUACACUGAGGGUGAGCAACUAGAUCCCUUGAGCCACAAGCAGCCCAUGGGAGAACUUCAAAGUCCCUCAGUAAGAGUUCAGUUUGGGCCUAUGUCCAGAGUGAUCUGGUGUUGGAAAGAGAGGUGAAAGGAAAAGGGGGUGGCAGGAGAGAGGGAGAGAAGGGGUGGGAAAAGAGAAAGAAAAUGGGUGGCCUGCCUUCUUUUGGUUCUGGCUGCACCCACCACUGGCUUUAGCCACACACACAGUCAAUGUGUGGCUCCUGACAGAAUAUCCUAGGAUUGCCAUACGUCCAGACUUUCUCAGACGUAGCCAGGAUUCGACCAUCGAAAACUGGGCAGGUCGCUUUAAAUGUCAGGGGAAAUAUUUGCGUCUGGAUUUUAACUUUUUGAAAUCUGGCAACCCCAUAAUAUCCCCAAGAUAAUUUGUUCCUUGAAAGAAAAAAGGUUGCCCACUCCAUCCUUUCAUACUCUCCAACAUUUCUGUGAUGAAAAUAGGGAUGUCCUAAGGAAAAGCGGAACAUUCUGGGAUCAAGCCAGAAACCGGGACGGUUUCUGUAAAUCUGGGGCUGUCCCUGGAAAAUACGGAGACUUGGAGGGGCUGGCCUUUCGCUCUCAACCCCCCCCCAUAGCUCUCCGUUUCUCUCAAACACACUCACUCUUUCUCUGUCUUUCAGUCGCUUGAUCACACCCUCUUUCUAUCAGACACGCCAUUUAGGAGCUGCUCAAAACAGGAGGGACUUCUGGAGGUUAGAAAAGCUAGUUGAGAAGGGAGGGAAUUACGAAGGGCAACUGAUAAUAGCACCAGAUAAGCAUUGACUUUCUUGGCAGCACCAGCUUUCGGGUCUUUGCAGGAGCCUUGGCGCCAAGAUGGAUCUCUUGGUUUGUUACCGUAGUUUUCCGUGUAUAAGACACCCCCAUGUAUAAGACGACCCCUAUUUUUUUAAAAAACCCAAAAUUAAGAAAUUAGGUUGUUUAGCUUUUUGGGGGUGUGGGGGAGGUCACUUCCGCCAAUCGUUCACCUGCCUGCCUUCCACUGCCGAUCGCUUGCCGCAGCCACUGCCGAUCGCACACCUUGCCGCAGCUGCCAAUCGCCUGCCCGCCUAGCCACAGCCGCCAAUCACCUGCCCAAUCACUGCUGCCAAUCUCCUGUUUGCUGCUGCCAUUAAUCACACAUCCCCCCUCUGCAUUCACUGUCCGUGUAUGAGACGACACCCAAUUUUUGCCCAUUUUUUUUUAGCAAAAAGCAUCAUCUUAUACACAGAAAAAUACGGCAGAUUAUUCCAUUGAGUUGUGGGCUGCGUAAUCCCAUUAAUCCCCGUGCAAAACAUCACCUGCACACCUGCCUGAUUGAAAGCUAAAGCAAAUGGAAGUUCUACUGAGUCAUCCAUCCCCUUAAAAUGAAGCCCCUCUCGAGUGGCAUUUCCUCUGAAUGCUGGGUUCAUCUAUAGGCAGCUGGGAAUCUGAAGACUAGAAAGAUGAGGUUUGUGAGGAAAUGGCAUUACGCUUAUUCAAUUAAACUGAAAGCACCAAGGGUCAACCAGAGUAAAUCUGAGGCUUUCUCCAGCGCUGGUAAUAUUUAAUUGGAUUGAGGAUAAUGUGCCUGCACAGCAGAUGCCUUUAGUAAGGGGUCCACAGGUAUCAUCCAGACUCACCCCCACAAAAAACACACAGCAGUAGGACCCUGAUACUAGGAAUUUUCUAGAAAUCUUGGUGUUGAACUUAUCUGCUUUUUUCUGAAACUUCUCCAUACCCUUUUUGAGGUGGGCUGUCCCAUUGAAGGGAAUUCACUUUGCUGAAGUUUUGAGGGUUCAACUCCUGCAUCCUUUCUUACCUCCUCCCUCUUCAGGUGAUCAAGCAGCUGAUGAAGAAGGAGUGCACCCUUGAAUUUUCCCGUGACCGCAAGUCCAUGUCAGUUUACUGCACGCCAGUGCCGACCAACCACAACUCUUCUGGCAGCAAGCUCUUCGUCAAGGUACCAGCUCGUGGGCAGAGAGCCCUGCUCCACUUGGUGGCCACAGAAUGCUGAUCUUUCACAAGCUGGCAAUGAAAGGGGAGCAGCAACAGAAUGUUGCAGCGUGGGGUUCUCCUGCUGAGGGUUGGGAGGGUGUUCUAGAAGGUAGGUGCCUCCAUGCUAAAUGCCACCGAGCUCUGCCAUCGUGCAGACCAGACCUUCUGAUAGGAUGGUGUCUGCAGAAUGCUCUCUCCUGCAAAAUACAGCGAUUUGUUGGUUGUGUAAAGGACAAUCUUUUAGGUAUACUGGUCCCCAAACUGCAUAGGGCUUUGCACACCAAUACCCGCAAGCAAGGUGCCCUAGGCUGGAGGGAGUUUGUCUCCAUAAGCCACCUAGUUACCUCCACACCAACCACAAUAGUAACCCCAUCAAGACCAAAUUACUUAUUUUUUAAAAUUAAAUUUCUAUACCGCAGUGGAAGAGUGCGCCGGUGGGAGGUAAAGUCGAACCACUGGAGAGUUACAGUGCCUGCUGUAGCUAUAGUGACCGAUACGGGGAGAGAGACAUGUUUUGUUGCAGCUGGGGCAGAAGAAGGCUCCCGAUUUCACUAUUACAGAUACACCACCGCGUUUCUUCUCUCUGCAUUUACAAUACAAAAACUCAAAAAACAGCAACCCAUAAUGUAAUAACAAACUAAAAUAAUUGCAGUACUCCAGGCACAAUUGGCGGACUCAAAACUCCCCAUCGUCCCUUGCCAUUGACCAUACUGGCUGCUGGGGUCUCCUGCUCUCUGCUGCUUUUCCUCCAAGGUUUUAGCUCUGGGCAAGGCUGAAUCCUGGCAAUGCUUACAAAACGUUUUAGUGAACCUGGAAUCCGGGGGAAUUGGCAUUCUCUUACUUACUCAUUACAUAUAUACCCCACCUUUCAUUCAUCAGGGGCAUAACAUGAUGGUGCUAUUCUUCUGUGAAGAAGCGUUUUCUGCUGCUUCUGCACAAGGGUUAUUCUGUCUACAUCCCCGAUUCCCCUUUCUGCCUGGGUUUUGUAGUGACCUAAUCAGGGUUCCCGGUAUUCCACAUAACUCUGCUCCGUUGUCCAAGCUUCCCCCUUCUGCGAAACAUGCGGCAUUUGAAGACUGGCAAAGCAGCACCACCCAGAGGAAAUGCUGGGAAUUGGCUGCGUUCCCAGUGAGCUAAACUAUCACUGGGCUUAACCUCUACAAUCGCUCACUUAGCAGAGCUUCUCAUAUGGAAGAGGAUAUCGGGAGGAAAACGGACAAUUUAAAAGCCAGCAUCCUUGCUAUAGCAGGGUAGGGAGACCGGAUGCACCUCCAGAGCUUGCUGCACUCUAGCUCCCAUCAGUCCCAGCCAGCAUGGCCCACUGCCCAGGGAUGAUGUGAGUUGGAGUCUAAUGCUGUCUGGAAGGCCACAGGUUCCUCCCUCACCCCUGGGAUGCAAGGGGUCUGCACUGGAGGUGAAAAUCACAUUGCUUGUUUAAGAAUGUUAUAAGAGCCCUGCUGGAUUAAAACAAUGCCCCACCUAGUCCAGCAUCCUGCUCUCACUGUGGCCACCCAGAUGCCCCAGUGAGAAACCCACAAGCAGGACCCAAGCGCAAGAGCCCUCUACCCUCCUGUGGCUCCCAGCAACUGCUCCUCAGAAGCAUUGCUGCCUCCAGUUUCGGAGGCAGAAGCAUAGCCAUCAUGGCCAAUCUCCAUUGAUAGGCCACUCCUCCAUGGUUAUGUCUAAUCCUUUAUUAAAGAAAUCUAGGUUGGUGGCCAUCACUGCCUCUUGAGGGAGGGAGCGCCAUAGUUUAACUAUGCACUGGGUGAAGAAGGACUUUCUUUUCUCUGUCCUUCCAACCUUCACCUUCAUUGGAUGUCCACGAAUCGCAGUGUUAUAACAGAGGGAGAAAAAGUGUUUCUCUGCUCCAAAAGGCAGAAAAGUAAUUCCCUAAAUAGCACACACUCUUGUUUUACUUUUAAGUCUCUGUUUUCAUGCAGAGGUAUCGUCCAUCAAAUGCCCAGUGUUCAUUUGUGAGUUCGGCUAAAGGACAUAGUCACACUAAGACUGGUUGUUGUGUUGUUGUGUGUGUGUUUUUUUAAAAAAAAUCUGUCCUGCUGGGUAGGGAUGGGGGUCUGAAUUUGCUGCUCUUUUCAUCAGACCUAUCCAACCCAAGGUUUCUAAACUUACUGGUGGUUCAGCAUACAACCCUCAACCAGAUGAUUCACCACUUCUGGAUUUUUGAAGUGUUUUUUUUGUUUGCAAAAAGUGAACAGAAAUUGCUUAUUUUUAAUGGCUUAGUUUUAAGACCAUUUUUCUCUCACUUAAUGCAGGAAAAAAAGGCUAAGCUAUUACAACUAAAAAUGGCGACUUUACAAAUGUACAAUGAAAACCUUUAAAAUAGCAGCUAAAAUGCAAUAAAGCAGGAGGUGCCCAAACCAUAGUCCAUGUACCACCAGGAGCCUGUGAGCAUCAUUCAGGUGGUCCAUGCUGUGUCUAUGAAUUUGAAGAGGGCAGGCGGCACAUCCAUCCCAUCAAAUAAUUCACAUUGAAUUUUAGCCCUGGCCCUUUAGUCGGCUCUCCAUCCUCUGGGUGCUAAUGGAACCCACCUGAGAAAUGCAGCCCAGUGCUAGGGAACUCUCCAGCUCUUGGGCUGGUUGUCCUCCAAUCUCUUACCCGUUUGCUUGCUUUCUGCAUCUCUUAAUGGGCCUGUCCUGUGACUUCCAUACCUUUUCCGACAGGGCGCCCCAGAGAGCGUCAUCGAGCGCUGCAACUACGUCCGUGUCGGCAGCACCCGGGUUGCCCUGACUCUCUCCACCAAGGAGAAGAUACUCUCCAAGAUCCGGGAGUGGGGCACCGGCAUCGACACCCUGCGCUGCCUCGCGUUGGCCACGAGAGACCACCCUCCGCGGAAGGAGGAUAUGCGUCUGGAUGAUUCCAGCCAGUUCAUCAACUAUGAGGUAAGGCAGAGUCAAGGAAGAGGCCAAAGAGCAGCCUGGUUUAGGAUGGAGUGAGGUGGCUGGAACAGUGCAUGAGGAGCAGGGUUAAGGGGCUGUGUGCAGUUCAUAAACAAAGACUUUAAGGCUCCCUGAGCUAUCAUUGGGACGCGGGUGGCGCUGUGGGUUAAACCACAGAGCCUAGGACUUGCCGAUCAGAAGGUCAGCGGUUUGAAUCCCCGCGACGGGGUGAGCUCCCAUUGCUCAGUCCCUGCUCCUGCCCACCUAGCAGUUUGAAAGCACAUCAAAAGUGCAAGUAGAUAAAUCCCGCUCUGACGGGAAGGUAAACGGCGUUUACAUGCACUGCUCUUGUUUGCCAGAAGCGGCUUAGUCAUGCUGGCCACAUGACCCGGAAGCUGGAUGCCGGCUCCCUCAGCCAAUAAAGCGAGAUGAGCGCCGCAACCUCAGAGUCGGCCACGACUGGACCUAAUGGUCAGGGGUCCCUUUACCUUUACCUUUCAGCUAUCAUUGUUAAUAUCCACCUUCUUCAACUUGGUGUUCGCCGGUUGUUUGGGACGACAUCUGCCUUCGGCCUCCUAGCCAAAACAGUUUGAUAAUUCUUUGGCUCCUCAGAGGAGGCAUUGGGAAAAACCCAGUUCUGGCUGAGAUGACCGGCAGAAUUCGAGACCAGGAAGAAGGGCAGAUGGAAGAAGAUUGGAAAAAAUUUAAAAUAUAUCUUCAAAAAUACUGCAAUAUAAAAGAAUGUUAGAAAGAGGUUGGAAAAGAAUAUUAGGCCGUUUUGGCAGAUACGGUAUAAUGGAUUAAGUAAAAAUGAAGUGUAGAAACUGAGGAUAGAGGAGGAUUAAAUACAUUAUUGAAUGUUAAAAUAAGUAAAUGAAAAGAAGGUUAGAAGGAUUUGCUGGAAAUAUGAUCUAAACUAGAAUACAAAGCGGGAGGUGAGAGGAAGUCAUGGAAAUAAGUAAAAGGAAAAAGGUUGUAAAGGUUUAAUUUGAUUUUUGUUAUACUUUAUUGUAUUGCAUUUUUAUCUUUUGUUGAGUUUUUCUUAUUGUCUGUUUUUUGUAACAUGUUUUAUUCUUUUUUCUAUGUUUUUUUCUUUCUUUUUGUAAUUUCAAAAUUGGAAUAAAUAUUCUUUAAAAAAAAAAAAGGGAAAAACCUAUCCUUAAAAAGGGCUUCCCUCUAUAGAAAGUCUGGUGGGUACCACUCUUCAGGGGACUGAUCCCUCCCUUCUCGUCCGGCCUGCAGACCAACCUGACCUUCGUGGGUUGCGUGGGGAUGCUGGACCCUCCUCGGAAGGAAGUGAUGCUGUCCAUCGAGAUGUGCAAGAAAGCCGGCAUCCGGGUCAUCAUGAUCACUGGCGACAACAAGGGGACGGCCGUGGCCAUCUGCCGGAGGAUUGGGAUCUUCUCGGAGAGCGAAGAGGUGGCGGACAAAGCCUACACGGGGAGGGAAUUUGACGACCUCUCGCCGGAGGAUCAGAGCAACGCCUGCCGCUCUGCUCGCUGCUUUGCCCGUGUGGAGCCUGCCCACAAGUCCAAGAUAGUGGAGUAUCUGCAGUCGUUCAACGAAAUCACAGCUAUGGUGAGCUUUGGAAACGGGGACUCCCUCUCUGUCUUGUUGCAUCUGAAGCCUCCAAGCAUGUUCCUGAAUCAGAUUUCGGAGCUAGCUGGCUCCAAAUCCCCUUCCAGUUGCUGGACCUGCAGAUAAUCUUGGGAAAUAGCUUGGGUGGGAGUGGAUUGGGCCCAAGGCAGCUGAAAGAUCGUGUCUCCCUGUAUGAAGCUGACCAGGUGCUAAGAUCCUCAGGUGAGCACCUUCUCCCAGUCCCUUCAGUAUCAGAGGUGUAGCUGGUGGUGACCCAAGAUAGGGCCUUUUCUGUGGCUGUUCGCAUACUGCAGAAUUCUUCUUCUUCUUCCCCAAUAGAAUAGGCCAGGCUUCCUCAGCUUCGGCCCUGCCAGCUAGGGAUCAUGGGAGUUGUAGGCCAAAAACAUCCGGAGGGCCAAGGUUGAGGAAGCCUGGAGUAUGCUAAGACCUUCUUGUUCAGACAGAAACCUUUGGGAAUUAAGGUGCAGACAGUGCUGCCCAAUGGGCUGCUAUCAGGGCAAACUAGAUUUUAAUUGCUGGUUCUAAAUGUGCAUUUAAACUAAUUUGUUAUUAACACAUUGUAUUUUAUAACAUGUUUAAAUAUUAUAGGCUUGCUGGCUUCUCACAGGUGUCUGGUUUGCCCCUGUGAGAAAACAAUGCUGGCCUAGAUGGCUCUUCUUAUGUUCCUUCCAGUGACAAGGGUUUUUCUUUGUGCUCCAGACCGGCGACGGAGUGAACGAUGCCCCUGCGUUGAAGAAAGCCGAAAUCGGCAUCGCCAUGGGCUCCGGCACAGCGGUGGCAAAGUCAGCGGCGGAAAUGGUCUUGUCCGACGACAACUUCUCCACCAUCGUCGCAGCCGUGGAGGAGGGCCGCGCCAUCUACAAUAAUAUGAAGCAGUUCAUCCGCUACCUCAUUUCCUCCAAUGUCGGAGAAGUGGUCUGGUAAGCGCCUUCUCCCUGCAUUCUGGACCCAGGAAUGCCUGUGGCCCUCCAGACGGGUGCCAACUCACACCAGCCAGCAUGGCCAAUGGUCACGGGUGAUGAUGGAAGUUGUAGUCCAAAAUAUUGGGAAGGUGCCUUCAAAGCCAUCAAAGAUUGCGUAAAUGCACCUUGUUUGCUUCAUCCCUUGGGUGCUCCCCAGCAGACAAGUUUGGCUUGAGCAUGGGUUCCACUCCUAAUUCAUAAGCUUUAUAAUAAUAAAGCAGGGGGUCCCCAGCGAGCCAGAUCUUUAUCUCCCCCACAAAUGGGCUGACUUUGACAGGUGGGAAGAAUGCAGAAUUGCACACCAGUACAUCAGCUGAUGGGCAGGGAGUUCAGUCCUGUUUUUUGAAGCGUUGAGUUACACCAGAGCUUUCACCACAGAGAACUAAGCAGAACAGAUGUUCUAGUAGAGAACUGGGUGCCUCUCAGGUGAUAGAUGGGAGGAGAGUAUUAGAUGGUCCAGCAGGAGAGGGGCACAAGUCUAUUACAGCUUCAGAUAUUAGGGAUGUGCCUAAUUUGUAUAUGCUUGGCAGUGGUACUUUGUACAUGGGUUGUAAUAUUGUUGAGGGUGAGUGAUCUAUGUAUAAGGGGUUGAUGGGGGCAAUGUUGGAAUCAACGAACGCUUGUGGUGGUUGUGUGAAACGGGGUGGUGAGUAAAAUGGGAUGGAUGAUUGCAUGCAGGUUGUGGCGCUUGAAAUUUAUACCACCUUGCAGGGCUCUCCAAUUUUAUUCAUUCCUUAUUACAUUUGUGGAUAUUGUUAAUGCAUUUUGUUAUGUGACACAUUUGGCAUGGUUUUAUCUUGCUGAUUGUGUGCGCAACCCACUUUGAGAUCUUUUAGCUAGCAGCGUGGUCUAUAAAUGGAAAUAAUAAAGAAGUAAACUCACCAUGCCUCAGCCAAUAGGCGGGGAGUUCAAUCCUGCUUUCCAGCUGCAUCUCUUCUUGCCCCGCAUUUCAUGUCACAAAUGGGGGGAGCCCUGGAGGUUUCCAAUCCUUGGUUUCUGGAAACCAGGCCUUAUGAGGAAUGGUUGAAGGAGCUGGAUAUGUUUAGCCUGGGGAAGAGGACACUGAGAGGAGAUUGGAUAGCCAUCUUCAGCUAUCUCAAGGGCUGUCACAUGGAGGAGGGAACAAGCUUGUUUGCUCCUGCUCUGGAGGGUAGGACUCAAACCAAUUGCUUCAAGUUACAAGAAAGGAGAUUCUGUCUAAACAUCAGGAAGAACUUUCUGAUGAUAAGAGCUGUUUGACGGUGGAGGGUCACCUUCAGGAGGUUGUGGACUCUCCUUCCUUGAAUGUUUUUAAGCAAAGGCUGGAUAGCCACCUGUCAUGGCUGCUUUAGUUUAGAUUCCUUGAUUGCAGGGGUUGGACUAAAUGACUCUUCGAGUCUCUUCCAACUCUACAAUUCUAUGAUCCCCUGAAAUCUGGCCCACAGACCUGAGGUUUAUCACUUGUGUGAUAAAAAAAGAAAAGCACUGGGAGUGAAAUCAAGUCAUGGUAGAAUUUCUGUGUGUUUCUUUCCCCCAGUAUCUUCCUGACAGCCAUCCUGGGCCUCCCCGAAGCGUUGAUCCCAGUCCAGCUGCUUUGGGUCAACCUGGUGACCGAUGGGCUGCCAGCGACGGCUCUGGGCUUCAAUCCGCCUGACCUUGACAUCAUGGACAAGCUGCCGCGGAAUCCCAGGGAGCCUCUGAUCAGCGGGUGGCUCUUCUUCCGCUACCUUGCCAUUGGAGGUGAGAAACGAGGCCAUGUUCAACACUAGGGAUUAGGGACAAAAGGAGAAUUUUGGAGAGACUGCUUUAACCCCCAUUCCCAGCACAGAGUUUAGUUCCCAUAGGGAGACUGUGAGCAUAGAGUCGGGUCCUCUCUGCAGAUGUUUGCCCAGAAUGCAUCAGAAUCCAGCAGGUGUCAGGUGACCGUGGGGUGGGGCUAAGGGUGGAGCAUCACAGCCUCUUCAUUCUCGCCACCCCUUGGUGUGGUUAAAAGGCUAGCGAGAUUUUACCUCAGGUGUAUCUCACGUUCUAAACCAAAUCUCCGUAGUUACAGCCAAUGACGAGCAUCAAGGAAAUACGAUGAGAGCCACAUGAAAUGCAUUAUCCAAUAGGAUGUAUAAUAGGGUGAAAAGGAAUAAAACAAAAUAAAAUACCACAAUUGGCCUUUUUGGUGGUGGCUCCCUGUUUGUGGAAUGCUCUCCCCAAGCCUGGCACCGUUAUUAUACGUCUUAAGACACCAGGCAAAAACAUUCCUUUUUAACCAGACCUUUGGCUCCUAACGACCUGUGGCCUUCUAGAGUGGCUGGGAUGUUAUAAUGCAUUAUCCCUUUCCUAUCUAGUUUUAAUGUAUUUAUGGGGGUUUUCUUGUGGGGGGUUAAGCUUUUUCAUAAGUUGCUUUGGGUUGCCAUGGCAAAAAAGUGACUAGUAAAUUCAUUUAAUUAUAAGUAACUAAAAAUAGCACGGCAUGAAACAAAAUGGGCAUCAACGUUCUGUCACUGUGUCACAAGCUUCAAAGAGGAAAACUGCAAAAUGUCUGGGUCGGUUCCUGGUGGGUUUUGCUUAGCUGGAGUGCGGCACUUGGCUACUCUGAGAGCGAGAGAUAUUCGGCUUCCCUGCUUCCUUCCAAUCACAUCUUUGUUGCAGUUAGAUUGUAAGCCUUCUAGGCGGGGCUUUGUUCGCCGAUUUUAUGUUCUAUAAUGCCCAGCAUCUUAACAAGGCAGUUAACAGGUCUCCUCAGAAGUAAAUCCUACUGGGGCCAAUGGGACUUAAUUCCAGAUAAGUGGGAAUAGCAGUAUUGGGGCAUCUCUAACUGAGGGUCUAAUUCGGCCUGCCAGGGCCUUCCAUUUGUCCCAUGUUUUGGACAAGACAAGACAAGACAAGCCCCACCCACCUGCCUCACAUAGCUGUCAACUUUUCCCUUUUCUUGCGAGGAAUCCUAUUUGGAAUAAGGGAAUUUCCCUUUUAAAAAAGGGAAACUGUUAAGUUGUGGGCGAACAUACCAGACGACACAGCGAUUCUUCAAACAGCUCUUGUUUAUUCAAAGGCCAGAACAGAACUGAACUGAAGAGCUCAGUCAGCCUGCUUAUAUAGAGCUCCAGAACAACGUAACUGUAGCAACUUUCUAAAACUAUCCAAUCACUGAACGUCACUUUCGAUCCUUCAUUUGCAUAACCAUCUACAGUAUCCCCCUGCUGGCCCAGGGUGAGAACUUCAGUACAUAAUAGAAACGUUGACAGCUAUGCUACCUCACCCUAUGCCUUCUUCCCACUGCACAAUGUAGGCCAGCUAAAGAAGCCACUUGAGCGAAAGGGGAAAUUGUAGACACCUCCCAUCAGCUGGUUGGCAGCAACUGCAAAGAUCUGUCCUUUCCAAGCACCAACAAUCAGCUGAUUGCCUGGGCUUCCCUGCCUAACAGCUGUGCCAAAGUGACAUCAUUGCGAUGUUGUGUGAUUGACAGGCCAGGGGCCCUGCCCACUUGCCAGACAUGUCCCAUGGGAGGUGGAGUAUAAAGCUUGUGGUAUUUAGGUUGCACCAUCAGAAAUGCCGGUGAACAGAAGCUGCCCAGGGAGAGUCUUUUGAUUGUAGCCUUUGAAACAAAUAAAUAAUGCUCAGAGUGGGGCUGCCCUGUAAAGCCUGCUUGGAGGAUAUGGCUACUGUCGAAUGGCUGCCUUCCGAAGGCAGCACAAUAGCACACAGAGUUUAGCCUGUGUGAUCAAUUACUUUUUCCUCCUUUCCUUGCAGUGUAUGUUGGCUUUGCCACUGUGGGUUCAGCUACCUGGUGGUUCUUGUAUGACCCCGAAGGACCACAAGUUACCUUCCACCAGCUGGUAAGUUGAUAGUCCAGUGCAGGGAAAACACGUGAGAAUAUCAGAAGAGCCUGGAUCUGGCCCAUCUAGUCCAGAAUCCUGCUCUCACAGUGGCCGACACACGAGCAGGAUCCAAGCGCAAGAGGACUCUCCCCUCCUGCGGCUUCUGUUAUUCAGAAGCAUUCCUGCCUCAGACCACGGAGGCAGAGCAUAGCUAUCAAGGAAGCCUAGUCAUUCUUGUUGUCAACCCACAGGGAUAGCAAUUUCGUGACUGCUGCUAGCAAAACAGGGAAUAAAGUAAUUUAAUUUUUAGGAGCAAAAGGCUCCUCUGGAACCUGUUGGUAGUGGUGGUGAAAGAUCCCCCCAUCUCCAGACUUGUGUUUAUAUUCUUCCCACAGAGGAACUUCAUGCGAUGCACAGAGGACAACCCCAUCUUCGAAGGCGUCGACUGUGACAUUUUCGAAUCACGUUACCCAACCACCAUGGCGCUCUCUGUGCUGGUGACCAUUGAGAUGUUAAAUGCACUCAACAGGUAUGGCAUUGCCAGCCAUGCAUCUCCUUCCCUUAAAAAAAAGGUUUGGGUAUGAAAUUAAGAAGAAAUGGUCCAGCAAAUGGGAACUGGCUAACACAGGUACAAUCUGUGGCCCGUUUAAUCCAGGAAGGGGAUUUUCUGCAUCACGUGUAAAUCAUGCGUAGAUGUGCAGAGAACCUUGACAUCUGCAUGUGCUUCUGAAUCAUGCAAGUUCAAAAUCAUUUGGGCAGAGCAUGCUCUGUGGCAUAAAUUAUUGUUGCCUCUAGUGGAAAAUGCCUAGAGUUGCACAGGAAUUAUGAGAAACCAAAACAAAAACCCACCACAGAGUAGUUUUGAAAAGUUUUGGUCCGCCAUCGUGAUUUCAAGUGGCUUCCAAACAAAGACCAGAACCUGAAAACCGCUUCCCAAAAUACAGUUGUACCUCGUGUUAUGUACUUAAUCUGUUCUGGAGGUCCGUUCGUAACAGGAAACUGCUUGUAACAUGAGACGUGCUUUAUCUAAUGGCGCCUCCCGCUGCUGCCGCGCCGCCGGAGUGCGACUUCCGCUCGCAUCCCAGGGCAAAGGUCGCAACAAGGGACAUCUACUUCCGGGUUAGCGAAGCGCAUAAUCUGCAGCAUUCGUAAGGGGGACGGGGCCACCACCGUCAUCAUCUUCAUCAUUAUCCCCAAUAUCAAAAGUAUCAGUAUAAUACGUUUGUACUAUAGCACAUUGGACUUUAAUUUGGGUCAUGGGUUUUUUGGGCUCGAGUAAAGUGACAGACGCGGGUGGCACUGUGGGUUAAACCACAGAGCCUAGGACUUGCCAAUCAGAAGGUUGGCGGUUCGAAUCCCCGCAACGGGAUGAGCUCCCGUUGCUUGAUCCCUGCUCCUGCCAACCUAGCAGUUCGAAAGCACAUCAGAGUGCAAGUAGAUAAAUAGGUACCUUCUGGCGGGAAGGUAAACGGCGUUUCUGUGCACUGCUCUGGUUCGCUAGAAAUAACUUAGUCAUGCUGGCCACAUGACCCAGAAGCCGUACGCCGGCUCCCUCGGCCAAUAAAGUGAGAUGAGCGGCGCAACCUCAGAGUCAGUCACGACUGGACCUAAUGGGGUCCCUUUACCUUUAAAGUGAUGAAAUUUGGGGAGGUAAAGCUGAUGGUCUCUCCUAUCCUUUUCAUGGGUGAAUUAUGGGGGGAAGAAGGAUGCAUGUGCAAAAAUGGAGGGGGUGCAUAGCAAAGUUUUCCUGUGUUGUUUCUGAUCACACCCACCAGAGUCAGUGAGAUUUAGUGUGACUAGAUGGUGUAUUGAUUUAAAAAAUCCCCCAGUUCCAUAACUCAACAGGUAUUGCAGUGUGAAAGGAACGUUAGGGAUCAGUUCAGAAGCUCUAGCGUUAUAAUCAGGAAAACUAACCCAAUAUUCCCAACGUCUGAAUGCACCCCAUCUCUCCCACAGUGUGUCUGAAAACCAAUCGCUGCUCAGGAUGCCUCCUUGGCUGAACCUCUGGCUCCUGGGGGCCAUUGUCAUGUCCAUGGCUCUGCACUUCCUGAUCCUCUACAUGAAGCCAUUGCCUGUAAGUAGAUAGAACCUGCAUUUUGUAGGGCGGCCAGAUGCAGAUGAGACCCAGGCUGCCCAUGCCUGAAAUCCCCAUCUCCUACUCCACUAUUAAAGGUGCAGGAGACAACCCUCGCCCCAUCCUCUUCAGCAUCUGACCACCCAGUCACCAUGAGAGAGGGGAAGCCUUGGACCCCAAGAAAGAUGCUACCCGCUCUCCCACUUUCUGAGCAGGCUGGGUCCACAUGUGGUCCCUUUCAGGACUGGACUUGGCAGGGUAAACAUAACCAGUUGCCUUGUUACUGAGUCAGGAAGUUGGUCCUAGUAAAGCAGUGGUUCCCUAAGUGGGCUGUACCCUGGGGAGCAGGCAGUGGGAUUAACUGGGGGGGGGGCACUAAGGCCCCAUUCAGAUGUCUACUUCUGCCAUGCCUAGAAAGCGUGAGUCUAGGCACUUUUCCACUUGCCCAGCUCCUUCCAAGGGAAUACCCACUCUCUAGUGAUAGAUUGGAACAAAUGGCAAUCCAGGGGGAACCCAAAUUGCUGUUUGCUCUGAUUGAGCUCUAAAGAGCGGUUCUAAGAGGACAGCAGGAGGUGCAAAUGAGCAUCAGACCUUGAAAAGCUGGCACCACUGGAUCCAUUUCAUUGAACUGGUGUUUAGAAUUUAGUUUAAUUUUCAUUGGCUUUUGAAUAAAUGUGCAAUUAAUUGUUACUGUUUUGAUUUUUGUGUGUGUUAUUGCCUUCCUUAGUGCAAACCGCUAUUCUCAAUAAUGCUUUUUCAUAGGAUAGGAUAGGGGGCACUGGAGAUGAGUUUAUGGAACCAAGGGGGCAGUGGCCUGAAAAAGUUUGCAAACCCCUGGUCUCAAGCAAGUAUGGAGCAACCUGUGGCCUUCCAGGUGGCCUCCGACCCCCAUCACACCUGAGCAUUGGCCAUGCUGACUGGGGGCUGAUGGGAGUUGGAGUCCAACAACAUCUGGAGGAACUCAGGUUCUACAUUCCUGAUCUAGACCAACAGCUGCUCUCCGGAGUCUCAGUUAGAGAUCUUCCCCAUGAAGCUUCUGUUUGAUGAAGGGGAGACACCAGACAUCAAUCAUACAACCUCCCGUGUGCAAACUUUCCCCAUAUAUUUGUCUCCCUGCUGGGAGACCCAUUGUGGGCUAACAUUGUAUAUGUUUGUUUAAAUUCACAUUUAGAGGUUGUUGUGUCCCGUCCCCCCCGAAGCAAAAACAUUAUCCAGCAAGAAAAAUAUUGCAUUGUGACGUACUCCCAUUCGUGGUUCUAGUUAUGAAGUUACACCCUCCUCCAGGAAACUCCAUUCCGUUUCUCCUCCCCUUUUCCAUGUUUCCCUCUGCAGACACUCAGCAAGCUCAUUGGGCUGCUGGAAGUGUCGCCAUGCUUGGGGAUCUUUUUCUAUAAAAAAAACUAUGCAGUGCUAUAAACCUCAGGGUUACCACCGUGAGUCUGCUGAUUCUUGUGCCUUGACAGUGGCCAUAUUGGUUACAAAAUGAUUGGCACUUGCCUCUGAACAGAAGGACAGGUGUGAUACGUAUCCUCUGCUUGCUUUCCAGCUGAUCUUCCAGGUGACACCACUUAGCUGGCCCCAGUGGGUAACGGUGCUGAAAAUCUCCUUGCCGGUUAUCCUGCUGGAUGAAGGACUCAAGUACCUUUCCCGCAAUCAUUUAGAUGGUGAGUGUGUCCUGUGGUGGGGUUGGCAGUCCUCUCCUUGCUUUCUUGCAUGUGCAUGGGCCACUUAGGAACCCUGCUAGUGGGGUCACAAUUAUCAUAAUAACAAUAAUAAUAAUAAUAAUAAUAAUAAUAAUAAUAAUAAUAAUAAUAAAAAAUUAUUUAUACCCCGCCCAUCUGGCUGGGUUUCCCAAGCCACUCUGGGCAGCUCCCAAAAAUAUAUUAAAACACGAUAGAACAUCAAACAUUAAAAACUUCCCUAAACAUUGCUGCCUUCAGAUGUCUUCUAAAAGUCAGAUAGUUGUUUAUUUCCUUGACAUCUGAUGGGAGGGCGUUCCACAGGGUGGGUGCCACCACUGAGAAGGUCCUCUGCUUGGUUCCCCGUAACCUCACUUCUUGCAGGGAAGGAACUGCCAGAGGCCCUCGGAGCUGGACCUCAGUGUCUGGGCUGAACAAUGGGGGUGGAGACGCUCCUUCAGGUAUACCGGGCUGAGGCCAUUUAGGGCUUUAGAGGUCAGCACCAACACUUUGAAUUGUGCCCAGAAACGUACUGGGAGCCAAUGUAUCAGCACAGAUAAGAGCAUAAGAAGAGCUCUGCAAGGUCCGGCCAGUGGCUCAUCUGGUCCAGCAUCUUGUUCUCACAGUGGCCAACUAUAUGCACCAGUGGGAAACUGGUAAGUGGGACACGAAUACAAGAACACUCUCCCCACACCCCUGUGAUUUCCAGCAACUGGUAUUCAGGAAUCUUGGGGGAGGUACCUUGUCAAAAUGUUUUUUGAAGGUCCAAGUCCACUAGAUCACCUCUGCCUAUAUCAGGCUUUCCCAAAUUUGGGUAUCCACAUUUGGACUACAACUCCCAUCAUCCCUAGCUAGCAAGACUAGUGUUCAGGGAUGAUGGGAAUUGUAGUCCGGAAACUGCUGGAGACCCAAGUUUUGGGAAAUCCUGACCUAUAUGAUUGCUGACACUUGUAGAACUCUUAACAAGUGUGUGAAACAGGACUCGCCCUUGCAGAAGCCUGGGAGUAAGUCCUGCUUAGCUCAGUGAGGUUCACUUCUGUAGAAAUGGACAGUUUACAUGAGAAACAUGUCGUUCUUCAGAAGUCAUUUUGAGUGACUUUGGAACUCCCUGCCUAGAGGCCUCAGGCAGGUACUUUCACAGUACACUUUUGGGCACCUGCAAAAAGAAAGCAUUUCUUUUUCGGCAAGCCUGUCCACGUAUGCAGACUGUUGCCAUGUGCUUUAAUCUGUUUUUAUCUUACUGUUGGUUUUAUUUUUUAUAAAUAGCUGUUCUUAACUGUUUUAUGUUACUGCUUUAUAAUCUUUUCGAAAUCCAGUCUGAGGGUUUUUCCUUGCAAUCAAGUGGCAUCUAAAUUAUACAAAAUAAAUAAAUAAAAAUUGCAAUUGUAAGUCUAAACGGAAGUUUGCUGGAGCAUUCAUUAUUGUAUUUUAAUGAAUUAUUGUAUUUUAAUAUUUUGUUAAAAGCUGCCCAGAGUGACUGGGGAAACCCAGCCAGAUGGGCGAGGUAUAAAUAAUGUAUUAUUAUUAUUAUUAUUCAUAACCGUGACUAAGCUGCUCCUGUCCAGGUGGGGUCGUAGUUGGCUGCUAGAAGGUCUGUGAGUGCCACGGAUAUCGCAUGGCCUUCCAGGGACAGAGCUGGCUCUAUCCCCACACACAGACAACACACAAAAUGUAAAUCCGAUCCUUAGGGGAGAAUGCAAUCCCAUUCAGAGCAGGUUAGGUACCAGCUCUCUCGGCUUCCCACUCCUGCUAUUGCCUUGCAGGAAUUUACAAAUCCUCUUAAAUCGAUUGUGGCGUUUUUCUCCUUCUUUGCCUGCCAAUGUAACCUGCUCUCUUGGAGACCAUAAAAGGCCCCUUUGAAGCACAGCAAGAUCUCCAUAGUGACUCAUUACCGGUGGGCAUAGAACAGAGUCUUUGUGUCUGCCUUGGAUGCUGAGAGCCUGUCGUUCCCCCUGUCAUAAUAUGGCCUUGUAGGGUAAUCCUUUGCUGUCGUUACCUUGGAGCCAAAUUGACAUGUGCAAAGGGGGGGAGAGAAUGCUUUACGAGAAGACCAAACCCAUUCCCCCCCUCCAGGAGGGUUUCUGGCAUUGUUUUGCUUUUUAAGCAAAGAGAAAUGCUGUCUGCUACCUGACUUUAUGUCAGGAAGGCGGCUUUCGUGCUUUGAGGGCUUUUAAACAACGAUUGGGUUGGCCAUCUGUCAGGGAUUCUUUAGCCACAGUCCCUGCAUUGCAGGGGGUUGGACUAUAUGACCUUUGAGGUCAUAUAAUUGAGCUCUAUAAUUCUAUGCUCCACUUGCCACUUAGAGAGACCCCCAAAAACUAGGACACAGAGGCCUCUGAGGCAGAGCAAGCCCCAAGCCACUUGGAGACCCGCAUGUCUCGAUCUGGGCUACUAGGAAGGGAAAGGCCAGGCCCAAGGCUCAACACGAUUCAGCAAGUGUAGAUCUUGUUUCAGCAAGUACUGCAGAACCUAAGGUAAAGGUAAAGGGACCCCUGACCAUUAGGUCCAGUCGUGGCCGACUCUGGGGUUGCGGCACUCAUCUCGGUUUAUUGGCCGAGGGAGCCAGCGUACAGCUUCUGGGUCAUGUGGCCAGCAGGACCAGAGCAGCGCACGGAAACGCCGUUUACCUUCCCUCCAGAGCGGUACCUAUUUAUCUACUUUCACUUUGACGUGCUUUCGAACUGCUAGGUUGGCAGGAGCUGGGACUGAGCAACGGGAGCCCACCCCGUUGUGGGGAUUUGAACUGCCGACCUUCUGAUCAGCAAGUCCUAGGCUCUGUAGUUUAACCCAGAGCACAGAGUCAGCAGCUAUCUCCUGCUAUUGCAGCAAGUAACACUGCCCCUGAGGUUCCAUUCAUCGGUCAUGGGCCAUUGAUGGGGUCUAUCCUAUACGGCAAUUUUUGUUUAAUGGCCCUUUCCCAGCUAUUUGAGGUUAUGGUCCUUGCCAGGAACGUGGUUCAGAAGCUUCAGCUGGUCCAGAAUGUGGCAGCCAGACUGCUGAUAGGGCAUCUGGCUGACAACCUGUGACAUCAUUGUUAAAGCCUCUGCACUGGCUGUUUUUCAUCUAUUGUCCAGCCAAGGUCAAGAAAUUUGUAUUAAUUUGCAAAGCCCUGAACGACUUAGGCCAAGGGUAGUUCAGGCACUGCCUGAACCUUUGUAUCCCAGGUCGAUUCCUGAGUUCAUCUGCAGGAGAGGGUCAUUGGUUGUUCCUCAGGUUGGCACGGCUUACUUGACAACAACCAGAAACUGAGCCUUUAGUGUCAUUGGCUCGGUCCUGUGGAACACUCUGCCACUAGAUUUAGCAGGCACCUUCUCUGCCAACUUUUAAACUCCUACUGAAAAUUUUCCUGUUAUGCAGCCAAUUAAGAAUACAUCAUUCCACAAUAACUAGCUGAUUUCUGAUUUUAACUUUUUCAAAUUUUAUGGUAUGACUUUACAUAUAAUUGUUGUAAACAGCUCUGAUGUUUUUAAUGAAUAGCGGUAGAUAAAUAUUUUUAUAAAUAAGUCUCAUGAGGCAGUUAGUUGCACAAAGCAGCAAUCUCUUGCAUGAAUGACUUUCUUUUCCCUUUUGGGGGGGGGGCCCUCCUUCAAUUGCCCAUCAGUUUUGUGGGGUUACCUCCAUCCUGAGUUAUAGUAUUAUGGUUAAGGUAGGGGAAAAUAUUUUAUCUUUAAAAAAAAUGAAAACCGAUAAUCACUUCCCUUCUCUCCCCCUCCACUCAUUCUCCCCACCAUCACCAGGCAGAGAUGCGAAGAAAUGAAACGACACCAAAAGGAACUCAAUUUCUCCGCAAUUGAACCCUCAGCUCCUAACUGGGACUGAAGAGCCUGCAUGCCUGAACAUCACCAGAAGCCAACAAGGAAUAUGCAUGCUUUUGAAAAAGUGUCGGACUUAAUGCGGUUGAAUCGUUAAAGAAAAGGAAAAACAAACAAACAACCUGACUUUAUUUUUAGUUUUGUUUUUACUCUUGUUACAUAGCUUCCCCUUCCACCCUUGUACAUAGUGGUGCAAAGACUGGACAGCUAAAUUAUGGCUUAGGGUGUAGAAUUUUGCAGUGUCGUGGAGGCAGGAGAGCCUAGAUCCUUAAAGGUCUGCUUCUUCAAAAUGCAACCUUUUUUCCUAUAAUUUUCUCUUCUUCCCCACCCUCCAAAUCUUCAGUGCCCUAAAAACCUGUAUUUUUCUGUCUCAGAAAGGAAGUGAGCUUAUGGUAGUUUUGGGGAGAGUUCUUGACAGACACCACCCCUGCUCAGGAAGAGGUAGCAUUAAGUGCUCCCUUGAUGCUCUGACUUAAUUUAACUCUCACCUGAAACCCAUAAGGGAAAAAUCACACAAAUCGAAAUUUUGGAGAUUUUUUUCCCCCCUACCCCAAGCUAUAUUCCAAUGUAUCUCAAGGCAGUCAAAUACCCCUAAAUCCAAUCAACAAUGCGCUAUCAGAAGAAGAUUCUUUUAUGUAUUUAUUUUAUAAAUUUGCAUGCUAUGAAUCAAAUGUGGGGGGAAUCGUAUCUAGGCAAUGCAGAUAACAAAAUUGGCUUAACAUAAUUGUUUUAAAGCCAUCGAAAGUCAUAUCAGCCCAAGGACUGGGCCAUACGUCUGGGAAAGCUUGAGUAAAUAAGGAUGUUUUAAGUUCUUAAGGAAUCUGUUUCCUUUGAUCAGUUUUUGUUGAAAAAUGCUGUGGGAAAUUUUUGUUACUAACAUUGUCUGGGACUAAAAAAAAAAGGAAAUAAUCCCAGUGGCAAAAAUAAAUCAUUUUCUGGGAUAAAUUUCCCCUAGACUCUCCAAAAGAAAACUGUCUGGGCACAUAAAUUGAGCCAGAGUUGCAGAGAAUUUGGGGCAAUGGCAAAUCUUGGGAUAUUUAACCUUCUCCCAGAUUCUUUUUUGGAACUCAGAAAGAAAACGGUCAAUGGUAAGUGGCUAAAAUAUGUGGGCAUUAUUUACUACUGAACAUUGUCUUAGGUCAGCCUUGCUCAACCUGGUUGUGAUCCAGAGGUUUGGGAUCACAACCCCCAUCAACCAGCAGAGCUGCGCUAACCCGGGCGGAUGGGACUUGUAGUCCAAAACAUCUGGAAGGGCUUAAGCCAGACUGCCCUAAAUGAACUAUGCUAUAGAUCUUUGUGUAAAUCUGCAGUGGAAAGUGCCCUGGGGUGUAAUUGCAACCCCAAAGGUCUGAGUUAAUUUCAGUCCCAUUCAUUUAUCCUGCCUUUCAGUCUAUCAACCCUGGGAAUUACUGGGAGUUCUGUAAAGGGCUGAAUGUUGAAUGGUCUCUGCACACCACAAAACUACAAUUCCUAGGGUUGCGGAUUCUGUGUUUAUGCUGUGUUUUCAUUUGCUGUUUUUAUGUGAGAGAUACAAGUCCAGCUUAAGCUGUUUUCAACCACGGUUUGUUGGGUAGGUCUGCUUUGCACUAGGGAGUGAAUGCUAUCAACGUGUUGCCACCAUACUAACAUAACAUUUAAAAAUGUGGGUGUUGCACCUUCAUCUCAGGGAUGUUACUGUGGCACUUUUAGGUUCAUCCUAGCGCCGCAAAAGUUGGAGUGUUUGACUGCUUGCCGUGACCAAUUCUUGCACAAUUUAAUUUGCUACAAAAUCUUUUUUGGGUGGGGUGGAUUCUGGUGCAGAGUAUUGUGUGAAUACGCCACAUUAUCCUGCCACCUUUUUCUUGUUAAGGGUUUCCAUGACCUUUGGGACACAUUUCAGUACCCACGUGUCUUACCUUUCAAAUAACAAUAAGCCAAAAAGAAAUUCCGUGGACCAUUUGGAAUAAGCAACUGCAGAACUGAGAAUGCAUUAACCAAAUCUGAGGGGAACCCCUGAAGGUGAGUGAGGGCUGAGCAAGCUGGGGAAAACUUCCUUAUAUCUCCAGGCUAACAAACGCUGGAUCUGUUGAAGUUCUUGAUUGUCAUGUACAGACAAGCUGAAGUCACAGGCACAUAUUGUUAAAUGUACAGGAGCAAUGCCAGGAAAGAAGGUGGCAACCCAAUGUGUGUGUCAUAUUCAUGUUCCUAUAGUUAUCGCUUUGCUAAUAGAGUUUAAGCCCCUCUGUGUCUCAACUUGGGCUAUGCAUUUCUUUGCUUUAUUUAUAGAUACGUGGUUCAUGUGUUGUGCUAAGGCAAACCAUGGUUUAGGGUGAAUGCCCUGGCUCCCGAAGAGGAGAUUGCAGUUGCUGCUGGUUUGUUCUGCUGCUGGUUUGAGUUAAGCCAUGGUUUUGUUUAGCUUGUUGUCCAAACCUGAGCUUGUCGUUUAACUCUCCUGGACAAAGAACAUAACUCCUAGGACAGUCCUUGGUUACUGCUCAUGUUUAGUCUGUAGAGAGCUAAACCAGGAGUCCAGGCUCAGAUGGCAUGCUAAGCCGAAUUAUGGUUUGAUUUAGCAUGGGACAGCGGGCAAAGGGUCCCAUGCUCUAGGAUUCCGCAUGUUGGUGCUAAGCCAAGCUUAAUAUAACAUGCAAAUCCAUUGCUAAAUUUAAAACAUUGUUCAAACCUACUUAUCUGUCAUCUUUCCUAACCCAAAGAUAUCUCAGAACUGUAGUUUUUAGGCUAUGAAUAUUUAGAGAAAAAUGAUGCAAUGGUUUGUUUUUCUUUUGUAAGCUAAUGGGGGGUACUGAAACUGUCCCUCCCCCAAACUUUUUGAUGCCUUUUCUUGCAAAGCUGUUCACUUUCCAAUUUACCUUGCCCUCAUUCCCUCACUUACCCUUACUGAUGUCAUCAGGUAGACCAGGCUAGCCAAUGGGAUGCCCUUCAGCAGUUGUGGGAUUACAACUCCCAUGAGCCCCAGCCAAUGGUCAGCGAUGAUGGGGGUUGUAGCCGACCAACAGCUGUCUGCUCCUGAGAUAGCAAAGCAUGAUAGGUUGCACAGUAUUGCAGCAGCAAUCUUCAUGUGGCAUGAUCCCUGAUUGGCUAGACUUGCCCUCAAGAUGGAUCCUAGAAGGCAAAAGAAGCAGCAAGUGGGUAAACGAAAGCCAGUAAACAGGAUACGAAUCUGGGCAUUUGUACAUUCUAAACUGGUGGGGAAGGAUCUCUGCUGUACCAAAACGGCCAAUUUCUGCUGAAAACUAAAAGUGGAGAAUCUUUUCUAAAGCCCCAAUCCAGCCUCUUUGCAUUAUUUUCCCUGCUCCAGUGCCCUUCCAGAUAUUUUGGAGUAUUCUUCCUAUCAUCCUGGACCCAUGGCUGUACUGAAGGGCAAGUUUGGAAGGUUGACUCCAAUCUCAUAUCUUAGCUGAGACUAGACAAUUCUAUAAUUCUAUGAAGUUUGUAGCACCCCCCCUUUAAAUAAUAAUAAAAGAAACAACUACUGGAAUUCUCAGGGAAAGCCUAAACCAGAGUCCAGCCUGAUUUUGUCGUAUUUACCUUUGUUGUCUUGGAGGUAAUGCUUCACCCUUUAGCAUUUUUGUCGAAGGGUGUGAGUGAGGGGGAAGCCCUAAUUUUUGGCAAAGUGAGGGAAACACCUCAGGCUCCAGAUGUGGGGGGUAGGGGGCAGUGACAGCCCCCUACAGACGAUCCCCCAGAGUCCCCUGACCAUUCCAUUCUCUUGGGGAGCAGAGCUUUGUCUGCCACAGAGCCCCUAAAUUAAGGCCCAGGGCACAAUGCUAUCCUGUUGCUUGUGUUUAAAGGAAGAUUCAGCUGCCGAUCUAGUUGGCUUCUGGACAUGAAAUGGAAAGGAGGCCAUCUUGGCCAUACAUUUAAAGUGCUGUGAUCCCACCUUGAACCGUCAUGGCUUCUGCCCCAAAGAAUUCUGGGAGCUGCGGUUCGUUGAGGGUGCUGAAAGUUGCUAGGAGGCACCUAUUUCCCUCACAGAGCUACAGUUCCCAGAGUUCCCUGUGAAGAGGGAUUGCUUUAAUUAGACCACUCCAGGAACUGUAGUUGUGGAAGGGGAAUAGUGGUCUCCUAACAACUCUCAGGGUCCUUAACAAACUGCAGCUCCCAGAAUCCUUUGGGGGAAUCCAUGACGGUUUAAAGUGGUAUCUUUAAAUGUAUGGUGCCCGGCAGCAAAAAUGUCUUAGGCCAGCCCUGCCUAAGUAUUCUCAGUGUAGUUAUAGCAGGCUAAAAUCUGACAGGUACCCCCGAAAAGUUCAUCUGUGGAUUUAUUUUGUUUUUUGUUUUAAGAGAGACAGGCAAAGAGAGAUCAGUCACACAUAUUGGACCUGCUUAAGCAGCUUUUGUUUUAUUUUUUAAAAUGACGAUUCUCCAAUAUGCUGAUUGAAUAUCAGGCCACCCCUUUCUUCUUUAUCACCAGCAUUGUAUAAAAUAAGACGUUAAUUAAAUGAUUGGGAGCAUCACCAGGCCUCUGGGAGUGUACAGACUUGAAUAUACUACUGAGUUGGUUUUGCUGUACAGGAAAAAAAAAUUCUUGCAUGAAAUGUUGUUACUGUAUUUAAUAUAUAAAUGUAUUCAAGGAAUUUUAAUAUGGAGGUUUUUUGGAGCGGGGGAAAAAACCCUUUAUAGAUACUGUGUGUGAUUUCAGGAAAGUUGUUUUAAGAAACAGAAAGAAAAGUUAUUCUUCACACU
Messenger RNA from Podarcis lilfordi (Lilford's wall lizard), 88172 nucleotides. NCBI's taxonomy places the organism in Eukaryota, Metazoa, Chordata, Lepidosauria, Squamata, Lacertidae. The record is from the annotation of a GenBank genome assembly.